AUGUCGGGCAACCCGUAUCAGAAAAGGUUUUUGUCUUGGAAUCUACUAUAAAUAUGGAGAAUUUGAUGAAGAUGGUCUUCUACGGGAACCACCGGGAGGACGACGCCGACGUCUUUGACCUCGAGUUAUCAGAAUUCGGUCACCUCCAAUAUUGAGCCGUCGACCAUCGGAACUAGGUGAGGAAAAAAGAUUUGAACUCCAAAGUUGAAAGCGUGAAGGAUAGGUACUAAAAAACCGUCUUCGGGGGCUCAAAGUGAUAUAGACGAUUGACGGCUAGCUUGGGACGCAAAAAGGCGUGGUCUGUCUGCACUCUCCACAAUCCAGGGCACUGUCUCGUCCCUUUUCGUGUCAGGACCCUUUUUCGACGGCUCAAGCCAGCCGUGAAUCAGCUAUACCCUCUGUUGGUACCUCGAGUAUGAAGAAAUAGAAGAAGAGUGUUCCCCCGCAGUAAUGGGUUCAAAAAAAUGGUAGUCUGGAGGGCGGGGGGAGUCGGGGGAAUUUCUCUGGACUUGAGGGAGACUCUGCAGUACCUCCAAGAUGGCUCAGAUAGAGCUCAAAGGUAUGCGGAGGUCUCACGAUGGACAUAUUUUUCUCGACCCAUUUUGAGAGGUAUCUUUGUGGAAGCAUUUUGGUACCCUUCCGACUUGCCUCUGACGGUUGAAAAUGCACAAAAUGAGUGAAAAAGAGAAAAAACGGUUUUUUCGCGUUGCGGGACGUCCUCGCCCGGGUGCGCCCGCAGGCGCCCUGGUCUCAUUGAUUCAGCCCAUUUCGUGUCAUCUUGACCCUUGGUUUUAUUUUUUAUACAUCCUGUUUAAAAAUACUGUAUAACUUAAAUUAAACCGGACCGUACUUCCCUUCAAGACCCAUUUUGUGUUUUUCUUUCGGUCCGCCAACAUAGGAUUUUGGUUAAGAUUCUAAAAAUCUGCUUAAAUUUUCAAUAAACUCUGUAGUUUUUUUGAAACCGCUCCCCAGAAUAGGUCACUUUAUCCCAAAAUUGGGGGUGGGGGCGGUAGCGGGGUAAUAAAUUUUUUUAUCAUAAAGGGUGUUUUUCACCGAAUAGGUUUCAUUCCACUGAAAAGGUUAGAUUUUUUUCCAAUAUUUUUCGCUACCGUAACCUAAAAAAAGGGCGGAGCCAGUCUCAGUCUUAUUUAUUACUUUUUUUGAACCUUUUUCUAUGUAUAGUCAAUAUUUACCGACUUGAAAGGCGAAGGAGGCGGGGCAAGGGGCGGGACGCGUAGCGUGUGCGUUCGCGGUUCUAGGCACGAGUUCAAUUAAAAUGUCGCCGACUAUUUAAAAAGCUCGGCCACCGCUCUUUUUCAAUGCUUUCUACUAUUUUCUGAUGCACACAUGAACAUAAUCAAUAAAUAAUUGAAAAAGGAAUGAAAAAAGCGAAAAACGGGUUUUUCAAAGAGUAGAUGGCGGUUGAAUUGAACACGUUCCAAGAACCGCGAACGCGCACGCUACGCGUCCCGCCCCUUGCCCCGCCUCCUUCGCCUUUCAAGUCGGGAAACAUUGACUAUUUUGUGACCAAACUAAAAACUCUCUUGUUUUGAAUCGAAAAUCUUGGGGAGCGUGUGUAGAUUGCUCAUUGGUUGAAGAGGAAAAUCUUGAUCUAAAAAAAAUUUCUCAAACCUGAUUUUAGCUGGAACUCGGUGCGCUGGAACAAGCCUUCGACGAGUUAUCGGGCCAAUUUGGCGUCCAGAUUCGAGAACAAAAGCUCGUACUCCUUAUCGCCAGCUGCUCGUGGAGUGGCGGCCAAGUGAGAUUUUUUUUUUGUCAUUUUUUGAACAAUCUGACUUGUCUGUACCCUCUCAAUCUCUAAUAUUAUACCACCACUGAAAGAAGAGAUUUCGGUUCUCAUGUGUGCGCCUUGUUAGGAAUCAAUCUGACCUGUCUGUACCCUCCUGAUCUCUCAACAGACUUAUCUCCUUCUUCAUUCUUUCAUCACUGUGAGAAAAAAGAGUGCACAGACAAGCCAGACAGUUCCAAGUAACGUGAAGAAAGUUUUUUUUGAUCAUUUAAAAACCCUGAAAAACGUGCUCUCCAAGGCUUACCAAGCCGGAAAAAUUUUUAGGGCCACUAUAGUAGUCAAAUUAGUGGCCACUUAAGGGGUUAAAAGUCUUACUUACUUAGAUACUUAGAUGGUCCAAUAUGUAUGUUUCAAAAUUAUCAGAGUUACUGGAUUGAAUACUGGAUGAAAAACUACUGAAGUGGCCACUAAAACGGAAAAUAGUGACCACUAUAUAGGUGGGUUUAGUGACCACUUUAGUGUCCUCUUUAAGUAACCCUCAAGAAACCUCUCUAGUGGCCACUAAAGUUUUCCCCGAAGUUUUAUAGAAAAUAUGAUGCCGUGUUCAAAGUAAUUUCCGCGAAAUGCAAAAUGAUCUCUGACUCUCCAAAAUUUAGUGAUCUUUUCCUUUCUCUAACGGGUAUUUUGCAUUUCGCGGAAAUUACUUUGAACACGGCAUGAAAAAACACAAAAAUGUGAGUGGGCCCUUCACUGAUCACUUUUCUAUUAUCCUUGGAGCGCACUAGUUAUCUGAAUUUUUUUUUUUGACUUUUUUUUUUGAUUUUGUCGUUCUUUUUUUACCAUCCUUCCUUAUAACGUUUUGAGAGAUUCAAAUUGUAUUCCAAUAAAAUAAAAAUCAACAUUUUUGAAGAGAAGUUAAUAGUAAAAUUACUAGGUAUACCUCAACGCCGCUCAGUUCUGCAGCUAAAAACGCAGCCGAUGUAGCCAGGUUUGUCGAUUUUUUCGCGAUAUUGGAAAAAGGGACAUGUUUGAAGACAUUAAAAUUGUUCCAGAGCUUCAAAUGUGUUCCAAAACAGUACAUUUUUUAGUUUUGGUCGUUUUGACAGUUUUUCAGAACUUUUUUCAGCGUCGGCCCGUCAGUAAUGUCGCGCGCGUCGCGGUUCGACUCAGCUUCUGCGGCGGCCAAGGAUCGCUACCGAAACGAGGUUUUUGAAACAAACUGGGAACAUUUUUAGUGGCCUCUAUAGGGUUUUGACGUUUUAGUGGCCACUAUAGGGGUUAAAAAUUAGUGGCCACUUUAGGGGUCAAUGGAUCAACAUAACUAUACAGUUUGUUUGGAAAUUAUCAGAGUUACUGGAAGAAAUACUGGAUGAAAAACUACUGAAGUGGCCACUGAAACGGAAAAUAGUGGCCACUAUAGAGGUGCGUUUAGUAGCCACUUUAGUGUCCUCUUCUUGAAGUCCUUGCGGAGCCCCUAUAGUGACCACUAAACAUUUUCCAAGUAAAAAUAACCUGAAUACUUACUAAAACUUCAAAUUUUGAAAAUUUAUCCGAAAAAAAUGACUCCAAUACGAAAAAAGGACCUUCUAGAAUGCAACUUUUGAAUAUUCGACAAAAAAAUCAACUAAAAUUAAUUUUUCUUUCCCAUUUUCAGGCUCGAGAGUUGAUCAGCAAGUGGUCGAACCGUGAAAGAACAACGGGUAACUUUUUUUUUCAUCAUUUAUGAACAUAAGCAAAGUCUGGAAAGGUGGGAAAGGCUCCCUUUUUUGCUGCCUUUUUGCGCCAUUUUAUCGGCCCUUAUGCACCAUUUUUGCUGCCUUUCCCUUUUUCGACCAUUUAUUAAGCCUUUAAAAUCGCAGAAAAAUGGAAGGUGCGAUAAAGGGACUCUUUCUGCAGCUUUUUUGCGACCUUUCUGCAGCCUUUUAACGGCCAUUUAUCUACCAUUCCGACUUUGCUUAUUUUCUGGAAAAGGUAACUUUGAAGGCGUCACCCACACACCAUUCUACUCGCGGCACUUUGAGCCUCACAAAAUUGGUCUGCGCCCUAGUUUUUAGCCGUUUUUUAGUGUUUAGUUAGAGCAUGAUUGGAAGAAAUGCCCUUUAGUGAUUGGUUUAGUAACCCUUUUGGUAGUUAAAACUGUUGAAAAAAAUUUUUAAGUCGAAAAACAUGACGAUUUUUUUGAAGCUUAACUUGUUUUUAGUGUUGAAAAACGUGAUUUUCUUGCAGUUUUAGCCCUUUUUUCGGUGUUUCUUGAAGCAUGACUAGGAAAAAUCCCACUCAGGAAUAGUUUUAGUAGACCUUUUGGUAGUUAGAACUUUUGAAAAACAUUUUUAAGUCCAAAAAUGUUGAUUUUUCUGAAGUUUAACCUGUUUUUUGCGAUAAAAAAGACGAUUUUAUUGCAGUUUAGCCUGUUUUUUUAUUCUUAGCUCGAUCAUGAGUAAGUCAAAACACCCCUUCUCAAUAUAUUAAAUUGUCAAACAAUCGUUAGAAUUUUUGGAAAGUGAUUGAUGUCGAAAAAAUAUGAUUUUCCUGUUGGUUAGGUCUUUUCGGUGUUACUCAGACUAGAAAAAAACACUUUUUUAUAAUUUUUGAAGUUCCUGGGUAGUUAGGAUUCUCGGGAAGUGUUUGAAGUGUAGAAACGGUCAUUUUCCCCUUGGUCAGCUUUUUUAGUGUAAGUCGAAGCAUGAUUAGAUUAAAUAAUACCCCUUUUUGAUUGAUUUAGUUGUUCUUUGGUUAGUUAGAACCUUCGAGAAGCCUUUGAAGUCGAAAUAAGAUGACUUUCCUUCAGGCGAGAGCUCCUACAAGCCGUCGAGCCGGUACAGUGACGUCAUCGGCGUCACUUCUCAGGCUCCGAGCCAGGCCUACAAGUCCAGCGAUUCGUUUCGUAUGUUUCUAACUUUUGGACUUAUUUCUUGUCAGAAGGACAUUUUCAAGUCAAGAAGUCCAAUUUUUUUUGUGCCGACGAAAAAAAGGCGUUUUAAAAGCACCAUGUUCAGGUUGAAAAAAACUGGUUUUCAGUCAUAUUUUUUUCUAGCAAAAAAAUGAAAAAAAGCGUGAAAAUUUAUUUUUUUCAUAAAAAAAUGGAUGUCUUUUUAUAAACAUAGAUAGCUUUACAGUCAAUCCUUCUUGAUUUUAAAGGCGAGAUGGAAAGGGCGACGCGUUGCGUACGCGUCGCGGCUUUUGGCGGCAAAAUUAGAUUCAAACGCGAGCCACCUUUUUUGUCUUUUUUUGACGUUUUUUAAAAGAUUUUCAAUUUUUGUGGUUUUGAAAAGAUUUAAUUGAACGAAUAAUCAUGGAAAAAUGUAACAAAAACACAUUUUUUCAUAAAAUUUCAAGUUUGAUGUUGAGUUUCCCGCCAAAAAGUCGCGUCGCACACGCAACGCGUCACCCUUUUCACCUUAUAGAACGGGAUAAAUUGAUAAUAUAGCCUGUGUAACACGACUUGGAAUUUCACGGAACGACAUUCCGCUGUGCCGCUGCGCGCCUUUGCGAACCUUGGUCGCGCUUUUAAUUUUUUUCUUUUAUCAAGGUACCCUACUUUCAUGUGCUCCCACAGCAAUAACAAUCAAUUGAAAGCGUGACCUAGAUUCGAAAGACGCAACGCGACCGCACGCAGCGGAACAGCGGAAUGUCGUUCCGUGAAAUUUUAAGUCGUGGCACACAGACUAUAGAACUCCUUAUAAUUUUUUAAUCUUACAGCCUACCGUAAGGCGACCUCCUUGACCCCGACCCGGUCAGCAGUCCCCGCCGUUUCUCGUUAUUCCGUCGAAAGAGCGAGUCUUCUUGCGGCUUCCCCGACUCCGCAGUCACAGUAACCCGCCCGACUACCGUAACCCCCCGAAAAAUCCAUUUUCUCAGCACCCUGCGUAUGGAGCGUCCCUGGCGCCAGCGGAUGGCCGAAUCGUCCCGAAUUCGGGCCACCCUCGGCGAUGAAGUGAGUGCCGCGUACGUGGCGGCUCGUUCCGCGUCGCGGUCGCGUCGCGGUUCGAGUGCGUCUCAAGACGAAUUCUCACUGUGUUUGCCUAGUGAUAGCGCGCUGGUUCGUUUCAGUUCUAGUUGAGAGGUUUUUUGCGAGUUUCGUUCAUUUUUUUUUGCUUUGGAAUGAGAAACUGCAACGCAACCGCUGCGCUUGCGGAUGCGUUUCGGUAGUUUUUUCAUACUUAAAACGACUUAUAAACGUUCCGGUUGACUUUUUUGCUGUGUUAGGACGAAUAAUAACGAAUAAAAUUAGGAAAUUAACAAAAGACAAAACUACCUAGACACUCCAGAGUGGUCCCUAUAGGGGUUACCUUAGGGGGCUUGAAAAAAAACCCUAUAGGGGCCACUAAAGCUUGCAAAAGUGGCCCCCAUAGAGGACAUGCCAGUCGACUAUUGUUAUAGUUCUAUGAGAAAAAAAAAUUUUAUUAGAAUACUCAAAAAGUAGGCCCUGUAGGGAUCACUUGAGCUUGAGGGACCGAAAAGGUAGACUCUGUACCCCUAUAGUGACCACUUAAGCUUGAGAGCCAUAGAGAUUAGACUUUUUACUCCUAUAGGGAACACUUACGGACCUGGAGGUUAGAUUCUGUAUCCCUAUAGGGACCACCUUAAUUUUACCCCUUCGCCUCUCUUUAGGAUUUGUUUCUCCCCUAACCCCUAUAGGGAUUACUCUGGCGAUCUUAAGUACCUACUAUGGAUAAAUAGUUUGAAAAAGUUGUUAAUUAGGAGUUUUCUCAAUGGAGCGCAACUGAAUUGGAGUUUUCAACCGCAUUUUUAAAAGCUUAACGUUUGCUUGAAACUAAUGUUACUCAAAUCACCGCGAGCUUUUCAAAACUGACAUCUUUUUCGUUUCAAGACCAUUUUUAGCGGAAUUUUAAAAAAAGCCAGCGGUGAAGCGACUCCUAUAACCAAUCAUAAUACUUUCUCACCGAAAGACGGCGCGAAACUGCGUCCGACGAUUGGCAACAUGUGUGGACGGCAAGGUGUUUAGUAUCGGUCGCGGCAGAGUUCGGCGGAGAGCGCGGCCUACACUCCGGCGAGUCGGUUCACGACGUCCGCCACGCCGGCGACUUCCUACAGACGCGACGACCCCCCGAUCCGCAGCUCCUACAUGUCCAGGUUCUUUUUCGUUUUGGGCACCUGAAGAAUGUAAAUUAAAUCAUGAGUAGGAUUGGCUUACAGAAAAACAUGGGUAGACCAUUUUUAAGGCCGCCGACCCCUCCUCCCAAGUUUUCCUUACUGGGAAAAUUUUUAGGGGUAUAGGCUUUUGAAGUUUUAGUGGUCACUAUAGUAGUCAAAUUAGUGGCCACUUAAGGGGUUAAAAACUAGUGGCCACUAUAGAGGUCUAAGUGCUACUACUAGACCACAAAAAUUUUAGGGGCCACUUUAGGGGUCAAUGGAUCAACAUAACUGGUCCAAUCUGUUUGUUUUAAAAUCAUCAGAGUUACUGGAAGGAAUGCUAUAUGAAAAACUACUAAAGGGGCCACUAAAACAGAAAAUAGUGGCCACUUUAGUGUCCUCUCCAAGUAAUCCUAGGCGAGCCUCUACAGUGGCCACUAAAAAUUUUUCCAGUAAGUAAAGUUAAUAAGAGCUGUGUUGUAAGCCAAUCUCUCUUCCCGGGCUGAAAGAAUUCCGUACUUCUAUAAAUGUAUUAAAAAUAUGAAAGUUGAAUCUGAACCGAUUCCCAUUUUUUGAAAAGCGAGGGCUCAAAAUCAGUGGUUUUACACAUUUUUUUGACUUUGACUUGUAUUUUUUUGAAGUUGUGAAGUUUGAGACUUUGAAAUUACCUUCUUUAUGAGGUCUUCUUUUUCCAACGCUCUUAUUAGCAGAAGCUACUCGCCGGUCCGAUCUGGCAGCAGUGUCUUCAGAACGCCGUCCACUUCAACCGUUUCCAAGCCCCCGGAACCGGUUUCCAGGUAUUUUCAUUUUCUUGCGAUUUUUAUUUUUUCUGGUGUUUUCAUUGAACUGCUCAUCGCGACAGCUUUCUUUGAGGAUGGAAUUUUGAGGUUUUCGGCCAAAAUUUUGACCUUUUUUGUUGAUUUCACUCUGUCUUUCUGCCUUUUUUGAUAAAAAUUGAAGACUUUAAAGCAAAUUUAAUAUAGUCCAUAUGCCGCGACUUGACAGUUUUCGCGUGUCUGCGUCUCUUUUUCCCUCACCGGCGAGGUCAGGGAAACAUGGAAAUAGCACGUAAACAUGAGAGAGUCGCUGAGGGAAGAGAAGGGCGCAGAGAAGUCCCACCCUUUCAAGUCGUGAAAAAUGGACUAUAAAAUAAUUCAUAAGACAAAAAGCUCUAAAAUGUGCAGAUAAAGUCCUUAGACCAUUUUUCCAUUAUGAUGAUGUUCCUUUAAAUUCAUAUUAUCAGGUCAAUAUCCCCGCUGUCUCAAAGAAACUCGAGCCGUGAGUCGCUGAGAGAGGAGGUGAGUCAUGACUAGAAAAAACGGAUUACUUCCUCUAUUUCAUGCAGAAUCGCCAGUUCAACGCCAUUUCGCAACCACCGAAAAAUCCCUCGAUACGCGAAUCGAGCCGCGAACGCGACGCUGAACGCAAGAAGCACCGGAGCAGUCGCGAAAGAAGUUUGAAGGGGGGCUUUUGGAGAAGUUAAUAGCGAAUUUGAAGCGGCCAGACGGAACUCGCGGCAGCGGAGUCAGCAGGAGAGCUCCUCGGAAGGAGAAGACGUCACACACAGUCGGUCGGCGUCGAAACGGAGGAAGAAGCGGAGGAAGAGCGACCUCAAUGACACCGGUAUGGAAAAGAGCGCAGUAUUUUGAAGGGUCCUCUCUAGGGACCGCUUUACCAAGCCCCUAUAGGGGUCCCUAAAGCUUGCGAAAGUGGCCCCUAUAGAGACAUAUCAGUCGAUCAUUGUUAUGAACUCUGAGCGAUGAAGCAUUUCCAUGGCAAAAAAUGAAAAUUUUGAAUGAAUUUGAGAGACCCCUAUAGGGACCACUUGAGCUUUAGGGGCUAAGGGUUAGACUCUAGAACCCUAUAGGGACCACUUAGGGUUGUUUCUCCCCUAAACCCCUAUAGGGACCACUCUGGAAUUCUAAGGGGUCAGACUCCAAACCCCUAUAGCCUAUAGGGACCACUUUUUCGACCCCUAUUGAGGUUUCCCCCCUCUCACCCCUAUAGGAACCACUCUGGAAUUCCUAAGUAAUAUUGGAGGGGUGCGCUUAGCGCAAUAGGUUGUGUGCCGGUCUACGGCCCAAGUGGUCACAAGUUCGAUCCCAGCCAAGUAGUUCAAAAACACUGUCAGUGGAAAAAUCACGGACCCCAAACAAAGGCGGAUAAUUUUUGGAUGGUCUGGUUGAAAUGACAUUCGUUUUUAUCGAUUUUUAUUUGUUUGAGAGAGUUGAAGAGGACAUUUAUCUUUGCAUGCAUAGAAAUAGUUCAUAAAUGUGAAUGGAUAGUUCUUUUUUGGAUAAAUGGUUUAUCUAUCUUUAUAAUUCUUUUUAUUAGAAAAAACUAAAUACAAACGUUUACUUCUAACCAGCCAACCUUAUAAAAUGACGAGGGAGAAGAAGACGCAGAGAAACGAAACCGUUUGAAGCUUCUUUUCAAACUUUUCUCUUGAUCCGGUUCGGAAAAGCAAUUUAUUAUGAACUAGAUGGCAUUAUUGUUGGUCGUUAUAACGGAAUUUUAACAAACUAUUUGAAAUUUUCGAUCUUUUUUAAUUUUUGCGCUGUUGGAUUUUUUUUUUUUGAACCUCAUGGCUUAACCAUCUUAAACUAUUUAUUUUCAGCCACGCCCCCAGCAACUCCGAAAACGUCGACGGCACCGGACCCUCUCCAGGUAUCGUUUCACUGCCUAAGUGCGGAAAACGGGUGCAAAAUGGCUGCUAAAAGGGUUCCGUUGUGCGGCCUUUUCUGAGCCAUUUUUCUCGGCCAUUGAUUCCGAUUUUAUAACUGUAGCACAUUUUGGUUCAUACACAGGAUCUGGUAAAGAUUAUUCUCAAUUUGAAAAAUUCAGUGAUUUUCAAAAGGGUCCAAAAAGGGAGCAUAAAGGCCGAUGAAAGGGUGCAAAAAGGCUGUAAAAAGGGAACCGUUGCCGCCCGUUUAGGAACAGUUAAUGGACCUUUUUGCACCCAUAAUGGUCCCUUGAAGGGUCCGUAAAGGGUCCCUCCGGCUUUGUAUACUUUUUUAGAAAAAUUAUAUUGAACUCCAAGAAAAAAACCAAUUUAUUGAGAAGAAUCUGACCGCAAACGCUAAAUUAUUUAUCCAAACUUUUAAUGAGCCUUUUGAUUGACCAACGUUCAGCCGUCCGCACACUUUGCCCCGAAACCAACAUUACAACUCGUAAAUUUCUGGCUCCUCUCUGCACCUUAAACUUUUUUUUCUCCGAGAAAAAAAAUCUGAAGACGGCGGAGAGUGAUGGGCCCGUCGGUGGUGUUGGUUUUAAGCGGAUAUUUUUGACGAUUAGACUUUUUUGUUAGAUACUGAGGAGCUCCAGAGUGGCCCCUAUAGGGAUUUUGAGACAAACAGCCCUUGUAGAGCCAACUUUUGCCCAUAAAAAAAAGAGGUAAAGAGGUCCCUAGAGGGGAGCCUUCAAGGUUGCCCUCUAGGGGCCACUCUGCCGUUUCUAAGUAUCUCUGGAUCGGGAAAAAAAAUUUGGGCGUUUUAAUUCAUUUAUUUUUCAUAAAUUGAGGUAUUCUUUUCAAUUGUAACAUUUUUUUUACUUUUUUAAUCUUUAUGCUUAGACUAUAUUUACCUGGAGAAAAAAACUUUUUUUAAUCUUUAUGCUUAGACUAUAUUUACCUGGAGAAAAAAAUCAAUCAAAUAUUCAUAAAUCUUAAAGAAGAAAAAAACGUUUGAUUCAUUUUUUUUUUUUUCUGAAUAUUUCAAACUAAAACUUGUCUUCUUUAAAAAAAUAUAUUUUUCAACGAGAAAUAAAUAUUUCGUUUGUUACACGACUACAACGUUCCAAAUUUACUAUUUAUUAAUUCCCCUCAUUUUUCUAGAGUGAUGUGAUCAUUACACUUAAAAAAAUUAAAUUUUUUUUAACGCUCUCCCAUGAAAAAAAGUUAAAACACAUGAAAAAAAUGCAACGAAAAUCAGGGACAUUUCGGAGCAAUUUUUGAACAUAAUUCCGUGUUUUGAGAUCUUUAUUUUUUUCUGUCAAGUUCAAUUUAGAACUUUUUUUGAAUAUCCCCCCUAGUUUUUUUCUUGAUGAAACUUCGCUGUAGUGUACUUUAGGACCCCCUGCAGAAGAAGAAAAAAAAUUCUUAUAACAGAUUUUUUUAUUCGAGCCAUGAGCUUCAAAGUCCGCAAAAAUAAGCAAAUUAUGGGGGAGAGUCGCUUAAGCUUAUUUCUUGAACAUAUGAGAAAGUUUCCUUCUAAUCAUUUUCAUUCAGUUAUUAUUUAAUUUUUCAAAUAAAUAGAGCCUGUUUUUUUGAGAUUCGAAUAUUUUUAUUUAAAGGUCAAAUCGAUGCAAUCGUCAAUGUAUGAAACCGGUCAAGAAGACGGAAACAAGGCGACGUGAGUUGAAUUUUCUAAAAAAAAUCAAGUUUUAAACAAUUUUCUACCUCUUGGAAGGCCAUACAACGUUGGAAAAAUCUCCGGAAUUUUGCCUUUUUUUGAUUUUUCUUUCUGUCAACUGCGCCCGACUUGAAGCGACUUUGCUAUAUGAUGCCGUUGGGCGCAAGUAGCUUCUAGUCGGGCGCGCUGAAAGAUUUUUUGAAGAAGCUAUUUUUUCCGGUUAAAGGGGGUUUCAAACCGUGUAAAAAAUUAUCAAAAAAAGUUUAUUGAUUUAUUGAUUUUUAAAAGUCUGAAAUUGAACUUUUUCAGAACCCCAGCGGCCGUUCCAAGCGCCAUCAACGGUAUUUUUCCACAUUUUUUUGAAAAAUAAUGUUUUAUUUUCAGAACUCAACCAACUGAUGCUCCAAUUAACGGCAGAAAGCGAAGGAUUCCAAUCUUGUGCGACGUCUCCCUUGGCGCCGUCGUUGUCCAGAAGCAGCUCCAAGAAUGGAGUCAUGAAGAAUCAGAUCAUCAGUUAGUUUUUUUGGGUACUUGUUUAAGGAAAAUUCAGAUUUUCUUCCGAAAAAAAUUUUUUUCGUACAAGUUUUUUUGGGUAUUUUUUUCGUGGUUUUUUUGAAAAAUUACGUCCAUUUAUUCGGUUUUUUUCUCAAUUUUUUUCCAUCUUUUUUUAGAAAAAAAGCUUUGAACUCUUGUUAAUAAUUAUUUGCUCAUAAAUAUGCCCAUUUUUUUGCUCUAUUGAGAAUAUUUGAACUAAAUUUUUUUGUCAAAAUACCACGGGACCGCCAAUUUUCGAUUUUUUUUUGAAACUUAAAAAAACCGUCCACAUGUCAGAUUCCUACGCAAUUUCAAGCUCAAAAAAAUUGAAUCUGAAAAAAAAAUUUUUUUGCUCAAACUUAUUAUUUUUUUUCAUUGCAAAACUGUCCGAAACGAGUUUUUACAGUGUACCAAAAAGUUUUGGAUGUAUCAGGAAGUAUUUUCGUUUAAAUUGGUUCCAAAGAAGUCAAAAAAUUUAUAAUUUAACAAUUCAAAAGGUGAGAUAUUUGAAAAACUUAAAUGCGAAUUUGGCAUUAUUUUUGUGCGUUUCAAUGAUAGUUUCUAUGAAAAUUUGUUCAAAAGUCUAAUUUUUAAAGAUAAGAUCUGAUAUUUGUCAUUUUCGAACAAUUGGUUAAGCUUCACCUUACCAUUUUGUUCUUUAAUGAACCUGACAAGUCAAAAAAUGAAAAAAACUAUUUCCAGAAAGCCCAUCACUUGUGGAGGUGCGGGGGUUGCCGAAGAGCGAGUCGAAGACCAGCUUGAAGGUUUCAAAAUUCUUUUUUUUUUUUUCAAGACUCAAUUUCAAAGCAUGAGCAUGUUUGUGCUGCUUUUUUUAGAUAGAUGCUUCAAAAAUAGAGCUUUUUUUCUAAUUUGUAUAAUGUUACAAAUACAAUUCGCACUACCGGGUACAGAAUUUUAUGGAUUAAAAAAAAAUUCAAUUUCUAUUUUAUAGUCUGUUCUAGUUUUUUAUCUUUUUAUCAACGUUCAAAAACAUUUUUAAUAUUUUAAUUUGAAAAUAGGUAUUUGAUCUCAUUAUUUAUCGAAAAAAAAGGUCAAAAAUAAUUUUAAAAUGAAGAAAAACAGUCAUGAAUGAGUUAAAAAGAUGGUUCAGGAGUAAUUUUUUUUUUUACUCGCUAUACUCGAUGUGCCAGGAGUGUCUUUCAUGGAACGACACUCCGCUCGGUGGCCUUGUGGCCGUGAAGAAUCAAUGCCUUUGCGGAUCUCGGUCACGCUUUCCCAUUUUAUAGUUUGCCGUUUUCAAAAUUCGAUAAUUCUUUAGUUUUAUGAACUUUUUGGCAGUGCAAUGGACGAAUAAAGUUUUUCGGAAUGCCAAUAAUUUAACCAGGGGAUAAAUAAGCAGUGAAAAACCUUAUGUUGACUGAAACCGAUCUCUCUAUUUCAUAUUGCGUACACGUCUUCAUUUCACUCACUUUCUGAAAAAAAAUCCAUUAACCACUGCAAAAAACAGAUAAAAACGAUGAAAAAAUCAAAACAUACACUUUUUCAACGAUAAUAAUACAUUUUAAAGAGAUAAAACAAUUAAAAAACGACCAAAAUUAGAAUUAAAACAAAUAAAAGUUAGCGUGGUCGAGGUUGGCAAAUUCGCAAGAUGCGCGCUACCGCACAAAUCUCAAAAAGUUCAUAAAACUUAAGAAUUAUCGAAGAAAAUGUAUUUGAAAACGGCAAAUUAUAUAAUGGGAAAGCGUGACCGAGAUCCGCAAAGGCAUUGAUUCUUCACGGCCACAAGGCCACCGAGCGGAGUAUCGUUCCAUGAAAUUUCAACUUGUGGCACAUCGACUAUAAAAGCGAUUUUUUUUUCCGCGGUAUUUCUCCUUUGUCUCAGAAAAAAGCAUGCUCUAUCAAAGUAGUACAAUGAAAUUUAGAAAAACCUAAUAUAGAAAGAGAUUUUUUUGCAGUUUAACCCAGUAGAAGAGGACGUGCCUGAUGUGUCCUUUAGCGAUGAGGUUUGCUUCUAUCCUUUUCUUUCUUUUUCUUUUCUAUUUUUUUUUUUUUCUUUAAAUUUUUUUGACAAAAUAGCUCGUGUGGCCUUAGAAAAAAACAGGGCGUUAAAAAUAUCUAGGAUAGUAGAAAGUGUGCUCCAAGGCUAACUGGGUAAUGUUUAACUUUUCAGAAAUUUUCAAUCCCGAGAAAAUUUUUUUUUAUGUGGAAUACCAUUGGAGCGCACUUUCUCCGUACAAGAACGUCUCAAAUUUCCAAAUUUUGAUUUCCCUUUAAUGGAAUUUCCGUGGAGCGCACUUUCACUGGACAAAAGCGCCUCCAAUUUCCAAUUUUUCGAAUUUUUCUUUUUCCUAUGAAGUAUCCGUGGAGCGCCCUUUCAUUGGACAAAAGCGCCUUCAAUUUCCAAGUUUUUCUUUUUUUUGUGGAUUUUCCUUGGAGCGCACUCCCACUGGUCAAAAACGCCUCCAAUUUCCAAUUUUUUUAAUUAUUAUUUUUUUUUAAUGAAGUGUCCGUGGAGCACGAUUUCACUGGACAAGAGCGCCUCGAAUUCAAAAAUUUAAAAAUUCUUUAUUCCAUUUUAUCUUAAGUUGUCCGUGAAGCACACUUUCCUUAGACUAGUGCGCCUCCAAUUUCUGAAUUUUCCAAUGCUUUAUCCCAUUUUUCUUGAGUUGUCCGUGAAGCGCACUUUCACCGGAAAAGAUAGCCUGCCUUUUUUUUUCUCUCUGUGCUCUUUUUUUCAACGCCUUUUUUAUGGUUCACACCACAAAGGCUAUUUUGUCAUGUGCCUUUUUUAUUGGCCAGAUGUUUAAAUCACAAAUUUUAUUCAUAGAGUGCGGACGUUUCCCGGCACGACGACGAUGAGAGCCAGUACAGCGCCGUCGCUUAUUUCCGGCCCUUCCAGGUUCUUUUUCGAGUUUUUCUGUACCUUCAAACGUUACAAACUUCAGAUUUUCUCUUUUUGAUUCCAAAAUUUUGAAAAUUUCAGAUCAAAACGAAACGCGUCGCUCCCGUGCCCGGCAUGUGGGUUCGAGAACAAGGCGAAGAGUUUAUCAGCAAGAACAAGGCCUUUUAUAGGUAUUUUUGUUGGAUUUUUGUAGAAAAUCAUAAGUUUCAAGGCACAGUUUCCAUUGGAAAACCUUUUUUGUGCAAUUUUUCAGUUGUUGUUUACCAAAGUAGCCACUUUAGGGGAGGUAGUGGCAUUUAUAAGUCUUCAAGUUGGAACAAACGUUGAAAGAACCCUAGGGGUCACUUGAGCUUUAGGAGAUGCCCUUAACCCCUAUAGGGACCACCUCAAUUUUACCCCUAUAGGGAACACUAUUUUGUCCCUUUUUUUCGAUUUUUCAGAUUUCUAUGGUAUUAUCAAGAUUUUAAGUGAAUUUUAGGAGAUUUUUUGAAUUUAGAUAUUUAUUGGAUUAAUUCGGAAGCUUUUUCUGAUCGGAAACAAAAAAAAAACGGAAAAAGGGUCUUGACACGAAAAAAUAAAAAUAAAAUGAAGGUGAAUACGUGGAAACGUAGACAUUGCCACGUGUUUCCUGGGGACAUUUUUAGUGGCCACUAUAGAGGCUCGCCGAGGACUACUUGGAGAGGACACUAAAGUGGCCACUAAACCCACCUCUAGAGCGGCCCCUUCAAUAGUUUCUCAUCCCGUAUUCCUUCCAGUAACUCUGAUAAUUUUAAAACAAACAGAUUGGACCAGUUAUGUUGAUCCAUUGACCCCUAAAGUGGCCACUAAGUGGUCUAGUAGUAGCCCUUAGACCUCUAUAGUGGCCACUAAUUAUCAACCUCUUAAGUGGCUACUAAUUUGACUACUAUAGUGGCUUUUAAAACGUCGAAACCCUUUAUCAAAACCCUAUAGUGGCCACUAAUUUUUAACCCCUUGAGUGGCCACUAUUUUGACUAUUAUAGUGGCCUUUAAAACGUCAAAGCCCUGUAGUGGCCACUAGAAGUUUUCCCAGUUCCGUCAUUUUUUUCAAAAUUUUUCAAUUUCUUCCCCUCGAACUCACCUGGAAACUGUUCAAAAAUGCCAAAAAGCGCCCAUCGCAAUUCUAAUCGUACAAACGGAUCUUCAUGAAAUCGUUUGCUCCGACAGAAUUGUAAAGGGAACUUUUGGGAGGAGCUAUUUUUGGUCGAAGAUGUUGAAUUUCGCGGGCCCGUCAUAAAACGCGAGGUUUUUAUGGGCUUGGGAUGGGAAAAUUGUCCCGAAUCGCACGGUUUUGAAUUCGAACCGGAGAAAAAAGACAUCAUUUUUCGUUAUCAAUGAAACAUCUUUGUUGAAGGGAAGGAUUUAUCAUUUUAUCAUUUUCCGAUUGAUAACAAAUGACGCCCUAAACAAAGGGAUUUUGUAUUUGAAAAUUUUCUAGUCAUCAUUUUAUUGAUUUGUGAAUCAUUUCCUAAUAAGGUAGGUCAUUUUUUGUGCUGGGGAUUUUUCUGAAACUCUCCUUGAUCUACCAGAAGAAAAUUCUAGAAGUAGCAACCUUCAAAAAUUUUUCUAGUUUUCGAGAAAUAAGGGCUCAAAGCCUCAAAAUAGCCUAUUUUUUUAUGUAUUUUUAGUGUUUUUUUUCGACUUCAAGGUGACCUUUCUCAAAAACUAGCAAUUUUUGCAAGUUGAGACUUCCAGAACCUUCUUCUGGUACAUCAAGGAGUGUUCUAGCCGAUUUUUAGAAAAUUCCUAACCUCAAAGUAACUUCCCCCCCCCCACGGGUCCAUAAAAAAGAGAAAAAUAAAAGUUCAUCAGUUGUUUUUCUGCCGGAAAAUCGCGAAGACUGUUUGUUCUUCGCAGAGAAAAAUAGUCUAGUCGGCUUUUUGAUGACGUCAUUUUUUUAACAGUGAAAAACGCAAAAAAUUUUAAGUGGGAAUUUUAAUCUAUCUUCUUUGUCGUGCGUUUCAAAAAUUUGCACUUUUUCGCAAAAAUGCUUAACUUUAUGUUUUGAAGUAGUGCGUAUGGGAUAAUUUACGCAUUUUCAAGCUUUUUUUUCUGGGAAAAAUUUCGCUUUGAGACCGUUUUCUCGCAGUUUUUGAAGCGUUUUGAAAAAAAGCGUUUAUUUCGAAAUUUUACUUUUUUUGUUCAAAUAAGACCGCCUCACGUGGAUCGCACUAAAAUCUGUAUAAAAAUUUUUUUUGCUAGAAUUUGUGAAGGUGCAGGAAAAUUGUAUGACCUGAAAGGUCCUUUGAAAACGCUUGAAGAGGGACUAAUGAAACAUUUCAAAAUUUUCUUCAAGGAGCUUUGAAAAGGGUGAAAAAAGUAGCUUGAUGGAGAAUUUUUUAGUAUUUUCUAAAUUUUUCCGAGGAUCCUUUUCGAGGUUUCGAGGUACAAUUUUCCUCUGUAAAAAAUGAAUAAGCUGAGAUUUAGCUCCAAUUGUUCAAAAAUCAGGAAGUUCUGGAGGUUGAGACUUCCUGGAUUUUUAACUACUACACAAAGAAUAUUCUGACCAAUUUUCAGGGAAAAGUUUCUUUGUAGGGCUUCAAAGGGUUCAGAAGGACCUGAAAAUGGCUUUUUCCUGAUGAAAAUCAUCAAAUUUGUUUUGUCAGAUAAAUUUCGUUAGAUUUUCAGGUUAAACAAAAUUCAAAAAUUCAGAAUUUCCUAAUUUUUCAGAAAGGAAAUCUUCAAAAUUCCUCCGUUUACUACAAUUUUCCUCUGUGAAAAAAUAAAUAAGCUGAGUUUGAGCUCUUAAUUUUCAAAAAUCAGGAAGUUCUGGAGGUUGAAACUUCCUGGAUUUUUAACUACUAAAUAAAGAAAUAUUCUGAGGAAUUUUCAGGGAAAAGUUUCUUUGUAGGGCUUCAAAAGGUUCAGAAGGACCUGAAAAGGGCUUUUUCCUGAUGAUCCCUUGCCAGAUAAAUUUGAUUAGAUAUAUCUAUUCAAAAGAUUUUUGAAACUACUCGAAAAAUUAACCUGGACGUUUUUUUCAAAGUUUUUAACUCACCGGACGUUUCGAAGGGGAGAAAAACAGAUAAACCGAUCAGAAAUAUGGCGUGAACACCUCGAAGGCGUCGCUCUUAAGCGUUGGAACGUUAUCAGCGGGGGACCGUCCCAAUGUGUCAUAUUCGAAAUGUGGGCGUGGCCUUUUGGGCAGAGACUCAGAGGCUUCUCUGAGCUGUUCCCUUUUUUUCCUCUCUUUAUUCUCGCCGCCCCCCGCCCCACCAACUUCCAAUGAUAUCAAGUCUGUUUGCUCGGCCAGAUUCUGUAAGGAUGAGUCAUCUCAGAAAAAAAAAUGGCCAGGUUUUCCCUGAUUAUUCUUUCGAAACGAUGGCUCGGGGACUGGAAAAAAGAGUAUAGUCCGUUUUUUGGUUCGGACAUCCCGGUUCGGCCCGUUUAUCAGCACCUCUGGUAGUAACUAUAAGCAGCACAGAGAGAAUAGAGAAAAAAAUCAAAAAUAUAUUUCGUUCUGGAAAGAACAGGACUUCUCUGCGUCCUCCUCAUCUCUAGACAUCUCUCUCAAGUUUCCAUGCUAUUUCCAUGUUUCUCUGACCUCGCCGGUGAGGAAACAGAGAGACGCAGACAGGCUAAAACUGUCAAGUCGCGGCGGACGGACUAUUGCGAAUAAAAAUAAAGAAUAAGGGACACUUUUUUAAAAAUUCUGAUGAUGACUCACUGAAGACAAAAAAAAAUUUACGAUGGUUUCAACCUUGUUUUUUUUAAGCCCUAGGACCCCGGUAAAGCAACCAGUACGUCUCGGAGAAUUUCUAGUGACCACUUUAGUGGCGUCAGUACUCUUAAGUGAUCCCUAGAACUGCUCGGAAACGUUCGAGACAGAAAAUGAUUUUUUUUUUUCAGACAAGGAAUCUUGAUGGCAUCAACAACAGCUGAAUUCGCUCGAAAUUAUAUUUAUUCACAGCUUGAAACAUUUUUUAAGGUUGUAAGAAACGAAUUUCGAUAUGGCUAGCAAAACGACAAGGGAAUGGCAGAUUCUCGAAAUUUUAUAUAAAUUCCCUCCGAUCGACUUUUUGACUUACAAACUUCAGUGAGAUCCCUAUAGGGACCACUUCACCAACCCCCAGAGUAAACCUAGCAAAAGAGGCCCCUAUAGGGAACAUGCUAGUCGAUAAUUGUUAUGGACUCUAAGCGAAGAAGCAUUUCUGUGGGAAAAACUGAAGGAAUGAGCGUUUUUUGAAUGAAAAUGAGAGACCCCUCCAGGGUCCACUUGAGCUUUAUGGGCUAAGAGAUCAGUCCUUGAACCCCAUAGGGACCACUUCAAAUUUACCCCUAUAGGUGUCCCCGCUAACCCUUAUAGGGACCACUCUGGAAUUCCUAAGAAGUUUGAAUUUUUCGAAGCAAAAAAAGAAAAAAACGGGACACCUUUUGGCAGAUAAAUAUCGAUAUAAAAAAACCUAAAUUUUAAAUUCUUUCAAGGCUCUACUGGUUUCUAAUACUACAAAAAAAUGAAAAAUUCCUGUCUCCAAACGAAUUUUUUUCAGGCAAGAAGAACACGAGAGCGCUUGCGUAGUCCGAUCGAUUCCCCGGCUCGAAUCGGUCGAGAAAAAAUUAAAGGCUUCAGUUCCUGUGAAAAAAGAGCCACAGGAAUCCACCAACGUCAUCAAGAAAUUGGUUGUCAUCGGGGAAUUUUUUCUGACUUUUACUGUCCCUUCAGUUCCUCGGCCGAAAAAAGAAAGUCAUCGAAGCCAGAGAAACGGCCGAGAAGAAGGAACCUGUAAGUCCAGUGGCUUCCGAUGAGAAAAAGGUGUUUUUUGAAAACUGUUCUGAAAGAAUGAAGCGCUUGAACUAUCACUUUUGCCCCCCUGAACUAUUAAGAUGACGGGGGUGUAGGUCCAGAUAUAACUUGGCGCGAUUUCGAAAUUGUCAAUAAUCUCAAGACUCAGUACUAAUCCUUGAAUUAUCACUUUUGCCCCUGCCCCCGUGCGCCUAGGGGGUUAGCCCAGGUAUUUUUUUGCCGCGAAUUCAAAUUUUCUGAAUUUUUUUAUUAUUCUCAAAAAUCCAAUAUUACUUUUUCAGAAAGCAGUUCCAAAAAAAGCAGAAACCGAAAUCGACAAAAAGGUUCAUUUUUUUCUCAUUUUUCCUUCAAAUUAUUAUUAUUUGAUUUUUUUCAGGAGCCUGUAAAGAAAGCUGCUGAGCCACCGAAAGAUGACAAGGUUUUUCAUAUAAUUUUUUUCCAACUUAAAAAGUUCAGAAAGCCCAGCCGGUCAAAAAAAGGUCAUCCCACCAAAAAGAAGAAACAACUCAGGUGUUUUUAUUACUGAAGAAAAUGAAUUUAAAGUUUUUUUAGGCAUCGAAAUCAUUCGCUAAGAAGCCGGCCACAUUCACAACGGAGAAGAUUUUCAAGCUCAAGAUCAGGUUUGAAGAAAAAAUGGUUUUUGAAUGAAAAGGAUAUUUUUUAUGAAGUAUGAGAAAAAUUCCUUUUUCACUUCAAUUAGGAAAAAAGGUUCGAAGUAUUUAUGAAAAGUUCAGAUUUUUAAAGCGCUUUUUAAAGGCGCAGACACGCAGAAAAUGGCUGAAAACUUCUGAUCGCUUCGAGACCUCUUUAUGCCUUUAAAAAAAGUCAAAAAAAGUUUAGAACUUCUCUCAUGCUGGCCAGAUGUCUUGACGGGUGUGCCCGUGUAUUUUAGGUAAUUCAUUCGAGCUAAAACGGGCAAAAACCGGGCACAAGGAGAAACAGGCUACACAGCUGUGGAGCGGAAACGGGCCGAGCUAAAACGGGGCCUGAGCUGUGGCUAAAAAUGCCGAAAUUUCGACCAGGGGUUAGGGUUUUUUAGGGUUUAAUACGGGCGAACCCGCUCACCGGGUUCAAUACGGGCGAACCCACUUGACGGACUCAACACCGGUACACCCGGGUUCAAUACGGGUAAACCCGCUCACCGGGUUCAAUACGGGCACACCCGCUUCACGGGCCCAAUAACGGUACACCCGGGUUCAAUACGGGUAAACUCGCUCAAUGGGUUCAAUACGGGCGAACCCGCUCAACGGGUUUCAUACGGGCACACCCUCUUAACGGGUUCAACACGGGCACACCCGAGUUCAAUACGGGCUCACCCACUUGACGGGCCCAAUAACGGUACACCCGGGUUCAAUACGGGUAAACCCGAUCAACGGAUUCAAUACGGGUACACCCGGGUUCGAUACGGACACACCGCUUGACGGGCUCAAGACGGGCACAUCCGCUUAACGGGUACGGGCGAAACCGAUCAACGGGUUAAAUACGGGCACACCCGGGUUCGAUACGGACACACCGCUUGACGGGCUCAAUACGGGCACAUCCGCUUAACGGGUACGGGCGAAACCGAUCAACGGGUUAAAUACGGGCACACCCGGGUUCGAUACGGACACACCGCUUGACGUGUUCAAUAUGGGCGAAUCUGCUUGACGAGCUAAAUACGGGUACACCCGCUUGACGGGUCCAAUACGGGCACACCCGAUGACAGCGCGUGUUAUCAAGGCUGGUUUAUCAGCGGGAAAGUCUGUUCAAACUUAAUUUUUCAUGUUUUCUAAAAAAUAUCUGCCUAACCUUACUGUGAAUCGAGUAUAAAAUGAAGCUUUGAUCUGAGUUUUUCUCAAAAAAAAAAUCUUUCAAAAGUUAAUGAUUCUCUUAAAGUGUCCCUGUGACCCACGGCAAGAAGAUCAAAGCGAUCCUCCCCCUGAAAACGACGAAUUUGGUGGAAGUUAUGAAGAAACCCGCGGAGAAGCCUGCAACUGCGAGGAAGACGUUACAAGAAAAAAGGUCGGAUCUUUCCAAAUUUCCCUUAUUUUUGUUGGAAUUUCAGUAAGGUUACCAAGAAGGCGUCCCUGAAGUGUAAAGCGAGCAGUUUGGAGAACAUCGUCUCCGAUGAUCACUUCAGACGGAAGGAUUUGCAUGAAAGAGCCAAGGUUUCUUUUCCUGGAACUCAAAGAAAAAAAAAAGCAUUUUACUGGAUUUUCUUCUUGUAAUCAAUUCACGACUAGCUUGAGCACUAUAAAAAGGUCCUGACACGAUAAAAAAAAAAGUAAGUGAUAGUGUAUGGUUAGUGGAGAGCGCAGACAAGCCACGCCCCUCCCAAGCUAGCCGUGAAUCGACUAUACUCCUCCUUGAACGCACCCUGAUAGUAUAGUUUAUUUAAGCGCUCACUCUAGGGAUUUAGAGUUUUUUUUUUGUGCGAAAGGUUAAAAUCUACCGUAACCACAGCUCUCCUGUGCACUUUCGCUUCGAGACCAUUCCAAAAUCUACCAAAAACACAAGUCUCAAAGCGAAAUCUGUAGCAAGGGCUACGGAACUUUGAGAAGGUGAAAAUAGGGAAAAAUGCCUUUUUACUGGUUGUGCUAGUAUGACACGUUCAAGGGAGUACUUAAGAGGCAAUUAAGUCACUUGAGUGAUCACUAAUGGCUCAAAAUCGUCUGAAAGACGUAGUUAUAGAAACUGCGGCGUGAACUCGGACCUCAGUAGCGCAUUUCUAGAGGUCACUUUAGAGGCUUCAGCACUCAUAAGCCUUUCUAGUGGUCACUAUAGUGGUUUCAAAACUCUCCAGCCUUUCUAAUGAUCGCUUAAACGGCUCCAGCACUCUUCAAUAGCUCUAGUGAUCUCUUAAGUGGCAUCAGCACUUUUCAGUAGUUCUAGUGGUCACUUUAGCGGCUUCAGCCCUUCUCUGUAUGUUUAGUGGUCACUUUAAUGGCUUCAGCACUUCUUAGCAUUUCUAGUGAUUACUUUAGUGGCUUCGGCUCUCUUAAGGGAUCACUAGAAAUGCUCUGCGGAGCGUUUUGCGUUACAAACGUCCAAAUAAACUCUUUGAGAGGAAGAAUUCUCAAUGGGGCGCAUUUUCUAGAAUAAAAAAAAAUUCUUCCUAAUUGAAAACUUCAAUGUUCCAGUGAGCACUUUAGUGGCAUCACAACUCAUGUGUACUUCUAGUACUCACUUAAGUGGCUUCAGCACUUCUCAGCAUUUCUAGUGAUUACUUUAGUGGCUUCGGAUCUCUUAAGGGAUCACUAGAAAUGCUCUGCGGAGCGUUUUGCGUUACAAACGUCCAAAUAAACUCUUUGAGAGGAGUAAUUCUCAAUGGAGCGCAUUUUCUGGAGUUAAAAAAAUUUUCCUUGAUUGAAAUCUUCAAUGUUCUAGUGAGUACUUUAGUGGCAUCAGAACACACCUGUACUUCUAGUAGUCACUUUAGUGGCUUCAGCAAGCUUCAGUAUUUCUAGUGGCCAUUUUAGUGGCAUCAGCACUCUUCAGCAUUUCUAGUGAUCACUUUAGCACUUUCGAUACCCUUCAGCAUUCCCAGUGAUCACUUAAGCGGCGUCAGCUCUUCGAAUUACUUUUAUAUUUUCAAAGAAGAAAGUCAAAGUCGUCGAAUUUCAUGAAAAAAAGAAAUUAUCCUCGAAAAACCUUGGAUUUUUUUGCACCGGAUCACGGUAAACAAGAUUUUUGAGCAAUAAGAUUGAGCUCCGGAGCACCGACUCUAACUUUACACCUAUCACGAAACCGAACCUUUUUUUGUUUCUGUGUUUUUUUCCGAGUUUUCAUCGAUCCUCAAGCGUGUGCGAAUCUUUUCACUUUUCCCCGCUCUUCAUCCCGAAAAUUGUCUAUGAUUGACGACUUUGUACCGACCUUCUUGCGUUGUAUUUACGACGUGAGAUAGUUUAUUCUAUUUUCUUGAUUUUUUGGAGAUUAUUUGAAGUUUUAGGUGAUUGUCGAUACGCCGACUAAAGAUGUCAAUGUGGCCCGGGCGAGGCUUCGUUUGCGCGAAAAACGCCGUUCCAUGUUCGUUUUUUUUUUUGUUUUAUUUUUUCGGACCAGUUAUGCUUGAAAUUUAUUUUCAACUAACAAGUAAGGUCAUUUUACUCGGGAAAAUACAUCUUUAAGUUAAAAAACCCCUAAAAAUCCACAAAAAUAAGCUUUUUUUGAGCUUUGCAUCAUUAUUUCUCGAAAACUGAGAAGUUUUGCAAGUUAAGACUUUCAGAAACAUUUUUUGGUACAUCGAGAAGAUUUUUGGCCAUUUUGAGGAAAUUUUGGGUCGAAAAGUAAAAUGACCAUUGUAGAGGAAAAAAAUCGAAAAGAAAAAAAUUCACGAAAUAGUAAUUUUUUUAUAAAACGCCGAUUUUAUUCAAAAAAACCUUCAAUUUUGGAAAAAGAAUUUUUUUGAUUAAAAAUUUUUUUGAAUUUUUCAAGUUUAUUUUGUGAAAUUUUUAAAAUUUCUAAGUCAUGGAAUUUUUCCAAUAAGUUGAAAAAUUUGAAAUUUUAUCAUUAUCUUCUCGGGUUUCAUCUUACCUCAGUUGCGAAAAAAAAAAAAAAUUAAUGAAUUAGUACCUUUUUUUCAGUCGAAAAUUGUGUCAGAAGGAAAAUUGUUCAAAAGACACGUUUUCAAUGUUUUCUAUAUACAACCUGGAUCAAGAAGAACCCGAAAAACCUCAUAAUUUGAUUAAAAUGGAAUGAAAAGUGCUCAAAAUUCACCGGAAUGAUCAGUUUUCCAGAAAUCCUCCAUGUUUAUUGGAACUUGGCUGACACUUUUUUCAACUUUCAUUUUUUAAAAUUUCAAUUUGAGUAUUUUCUAGGCCGGAGAUCAAGGAGAAACUCCCAGAAUUGGCUCCGAAAAUCGAGCCGAUUCCAGUCGAGAUUCUGCCGCCGAGCCGGAUGAGCCAGCGUGAUGAUCAUGUACCUCUUUUUUCGGAAAUCAAUAUAUUUUCUGCCCGUUUUAGUCCCGGUCGAUGUCGCGGGCGUCGCAGUCGCGGGCCGCCGAAGUUCUCGACGAGAUGCGCGACACGGAGGCCGCCGUCGAGUGGACGCGCGACAGCUCCGGGGUCCUACUUUUUUCCCGUUUCAGGAAUUUUGCAUAGGGUUAACCCGUAGCUCACCGUGUCGUCCCGGGCGGUCUGGCCCGAAAUGUUGAGAAAAAAUUACCCAAAAAGCUGGUGAAACAUCGGGACUACUUGCUUUCAGGUCGCCCCUGGGCGCUUAGAGGUCAUUCCGGGUCGGCCCGCCUUUUUAAUCAGUCUCUCCCGGGCGACCCGGCCCGCAAAGUUGAAAAUGAGAAAAAAAAUGAAGCAAAAGCUUAUGAGAACAAUAGCUUUUUUUGACAUUUUGACCAUAUUUUUGGAUCGGGUCUCCCCAGGGCGCCUUGAGGUCGUUUUGGGUCGGCCCGCGUUUUUAAGCACUCCAUGCGGUCUGGCCCGAAAAGUUGAUUAAAGAAAAAAAAUGUUGCAAAAGCUGUUGAAAAAUUGCGAUUAAUGACUUUUUUGACAAUUUGACCAUUUUGGGUCGGGUCGCCCCGGGGAGCUUUGCGGUGAUCCCUGGCCGGCCCGGCCCGCAAAAAGGAAAAUGGGAAAAAAAAGGAAGCAAAAAACCGUGUAAAAUCGGGAGUAAUGGCUUUUUGGGCAGUUUGACCGCUUCGCGGGUCGCCCCGGGGCGUAAUGCGGUCUUCCCGGGUCGGCCCGUCUUAUUAGCAACUCUGAUAUUAACUAUUAAAAGCACAGGAAGAGUAGAGAAAAAAAAUUCUCGGGCAAAAAAGUUUCCAAAUAAAGCUUGAUCCGAGGAUUCCGAAUAUCUGUUUGAAAUCCUACGAAAUCUUCAUUUUUACGAGAAAAUCGCUCAGUUUUUAGAGAAUUCGCCUCGAUUUUUCCAAAUGAGGAAUAAGCAAAAAAAAGAAUAAUCCAUUUUUUUUUGUAGAAAAUGCGUGGAAAAAAAGAACUGUCAGUGAAUUGCAAAACUUUGUAAUAGAUUUUUUUAGAAAGUUUUAUGAUUUUUUUAAAUUUCCAUUUCCAGGAUGAAAAAAAGAGAAACACGAGGGCCUGAUACUGCCAGACAGGUCGAUUCUGGAGGAGUACGUCAAGAGGUUCGUCCCAAAUGAUUUUUAAAGACACUUUCCAGUUUCAAGUGACUUUCAAAAUAGGAAACCGCGGACAAGGGAAGUAAUUGUAGCACUGACGUGUAAGUUCUGAAUUCGCAAUUAUUUUGUCGGAGUACUUCCUGAAAGCCUAAUUAAUUAAUUUUUCAUGGUAUUUUUUUAUUCAAACUUCAAAUUUCCUGAAAAAUGAAUUUCGAAAGUUCAUUUUCACUACAAAAUGAGGCCGGAAAUUGAUUUUUAAAACGCCUGAAAUCAAUAUUUUGCAGAAAAUUUAUUGAAGAAUGCUCUUUUUACUACAAGAAUAGGUCUAAAGUUGAAAAAGAAGGUCAAAAAUCAAAUUGCAACUUAAAAAAAAAUUAUAUCCUCGAACCAAAAAGUUCCCUCAGCUCCUCACAAGAAAGAUCAAUUUAGUUUGCGCUCGGGACUUUUUUGAAAUUUGGCCAGAACACUUAUUCAUGUACCAGAAGAAGAUUCUGAAAGUCCCAACUCGCCCAACUUUCUAGUUUUCGAGAAAUAGGGGUUUAAAGCUGAAAAAUAGCCAAUUUCAACGGUUAGGCGCAAACUUGUUCUGCGCCAUUUGGGUUUAGGAUGAAUUGGAAAAAAAAAUGAGGGUUAGGGUGAAAUUUUCUAUAAAUCAAAUAUGUUGUAGAACACGACUUUUAGGAUUUUUUGAAAAAAAAAACUGAAUAUCAUCACUCGAGCCGUUUUUGAGAUACGGUAGCUUAAAGGAAUAAUUUUAUUCAAAUUUUAAAAAUCUAACAUCUCAUGUUUGCUCACUGUUGCUCACAUUAGAUAAUUUUUCUCAAAAAAAUCAAAACCAGUAUAUGAGGUUGCGGUCCGGCGUUUUUUCUUGAUUUUAUCAAAACCACAAAAAAAUACUCUAUCUAUUGAGCCAAACAUGGAUUAGGCGAAUUUUCCAUCUAAGACCCGAAAAAUCCAAAAAACGUGUAAUUUUGGGUAAAGUUUCCAAUAAACUUUUUUAUGUCCUGUUUUUUGGCUCAAAACUAGCAAAAUCGUGAUCAGCACGCAUUUUUACAUCUACUAGGUCAUUUCCAGAUUUUCUUUAACUUUAAAGCUUUCUUUUUCGAAACCUAGGAAUUUUGGUAGGUUGAGAUUUUCAGAACCUUCUUCUGGUACAUCAAGGAAUCUUCUGGCCAAUUUUCGAGAAACUCCCAACCGCAAAGUAUAUUGAUCUUCUUGUGGGGAAAAAAUAAAGAAAAUCUAUAAAUUCUUAGGAAAAUGACUAGCUUUAUUAAACAGCCCUUUCCAGGUAGAUUUGAUAGAAACUGAAUAAUUUUACAGUGAGAAAUUCAGAAAACGCGGACGGUUGGAACGACAUCGCGCCCAUCGACCGCCUUCCAUUUGCUCGGCGCGCGGUAAUAUUUUUUUUUCUGAAAAAUUGCCUUUUUCUAUCAUUUUCAACAUCUCAAUGGCCUUUUUUCUAUCAUUUUCAACACCUUAAUGAUAAAAAGACACAUUUUCUCUCAAUUUCAGGCUACGAAUCCAGCGGCUGCGACUCGCCGUGCAACUCUACCAUUAGCGAACUUUGCCUCCCAUCUUCAGGUUUUUUUGAAAUCUCCGAUUUUUCGACUUUUCUCGAAAAAUUGUUAAACCACGCAAAAGUUUCAGAGGGGGGAACGAAAGGUGUUCCUAGGCACAUAUGCUUCGUGUUCUUUUAUUUUAGUCUGCCUCAAGCGCUGAAUCAUACUCCGGGAACUCUCGCCAGUUUUCUCACUUUUCUGUUUCAGUUGGGAAGAAUAUUAUAUAUAAGGUUUUUAGCUGGGUUAUAUUUGAGAUUCUUCCUUGAAAAAAUGACUUUUUUCACCUUUUAAGUAUUUUAUUUUAUCAUGACAUGUUAAAAAUUAUCUCUGACCCUCCAAAAUUCAAUUAUCUUUUCCACUCUCUGAUGGUUAUUUUGCUUCUAAAAUCUCAGAAGAACCCAGGCAUUUCAUUAAAAAAGUCUUUGAGAUAAGUUUUUUUUAGUGGCCACUAUAGAGGCUCGCCAAGGACUACUUGGAGAACACUAAAGUGGCCACUAAACCCACUCUAUAGUGGCCACUAUUUUCCGUUUUAGUGGCCACUUCAGUAGUUUUUCAUCCAGUAUUCCUUCCAGUAACUCUGAUAAUUUUAAAAUAAACAGAUUGGACCAGCUAUGUUGAUCCAUUGACCCCUAAAGUGGCCACUAAAACUUUUAGUGGUCCAGUAGUAGCUCUUAGACCUCUACAGUGGCCACUAGUUUUUAACCCCUUAAGUGGCCACUUAAACGUCAAAACCCUAUAGUGACCACUAAAAACUUUUCCAUUAGUCCAAAAGUUUCUCGAUCCCCAAAUUUAUGAAUGGAACAGAUUUUUCUGCAAACCUUGUUUUCCUCGAAACGUACGGAGAAAGAGAAAAGCUCAAGUUUCUGUCAAUUUACUACACGUUUCGUCCUCCUUUCCACUUUUCAGACCAUUGGCUAUGUCACGAAUUGCUACUAGCCACUUUCUGCGAAUUCCCUAUAGUGGCUUCUAGAUGGCCAUUUGAGGGGGCUUUUUUUCAUAUAGGACCUUCCGUAGGGGCUUCUAGUAAGAGAAACUUUUAGUACACCUUCAUGACGGCUUUUUUUCCCCCAUUAGGACCAUCACUACACUGCGUUCAAUAAGGAUAGGACCCCCCCUCGAUUUUUGACUUUUUGGCAAAAUACGGAAAGAUAUCAAAAAUCUUUGAGUGCCAUUCGAUUCAGAGUACAAAAUAACUCCCAGAGCCAAACUUUCAUUAUCCUAGCACUUUUCCUACGAAAAUGCCAUCGAAAAAACGGUUUUUCGACCGUUCAAUAAGGAUAGGACCACCUGGAAACUUUGAAUUUCAUUGGUAGAUUUUGGUCAAUUUCUCUUUUUGAUCAGUGGUUUUUUUGUUCUCAUAUUAAUUGUUUUCAAUUUUUCAACGGUUUUCUUUUCAUAUCUUCCAGGUUUAAAAACAUAUUUUUAUAUCGAAAUAGGGAAAAAAAUGACGUUUUUUUGAGUUUGCAUCAAAAUACUUGAGCCAGUGAUUUUUUCCAGUACUUUCAAUGAACUUAUCUGAUUGACAGAGAUUUUUCAACAUUCAGAAAAACAAAAAGAAGAAUGAAAAACAUUACUUUAAAAGUUUGAAAACCAGUUACAAGAUGGUGUAUCGUGACCGAAUUUCAGACUGUCGUCGUUUUCGACCUGUUUUUUUCUUUCUGUAUGUAGUCGGAAUGGCGGUGUACUUUUUUUUUGAAUUUGCGAAGGUGCUAUAAACAUAAUUCACCAACAAGAUAAUCUAAAAAAAAUUCAUUUACUACCUACAAUGCCGAGAAAAUGUGGAGAGAAAUUGGUACCCGCGCUCAUCGAAGGUAUUGUUUCAAAUAGAGCGUUUGGCGGAUUUUUUUAGUUUGUCAACUAAAUAAAAACAAAAAAAUGAAAAACGUGCAAUAAAAACAAUUUCAAUUAGAAUUAAAACUUUUUUUAUAAUUUAUUUACAUGUACCCCAAAAAAAGUUCGAGUAGCAGUCGGAAGGGUGUUUAUUCCUUUGAUUUCCGAGGAUCGCCAAUUUUUAUCCAAUCCAACUAAAUGUCUUUUUGUGAUGGGAGCACCUCCACAAAUCCUUUGAAAAAAGUACACCGCCAUUCCGACUACAUACAGAAAGAAAAACGGUCGAAAACGACGACAGUCCGAAAUUCGGUCAUGAUACACCAUCUUGUAACUGGUUUUCUAACUUUUAAACUAAUGUUUUUCAAACUUCUUUUUGUUUUUUUGAAUGUUAAAAUGUCUUUAUUAAUCAGAUAAGUUCAUUCGAAAUAAUGGAAAAAAUCACUCGCUCAAAUAUUUUUAUGCAAACUCAAAAAACGUCAUUUUUCCCUAUUUUCGAUAUAAAAUAUUUUUUAAACCUGGAAGAUAUGAAAGGAAAACCGUAGAAAAAUUGAAAACAAAUAAUAUGAGAACAAAAAAACCACUGAUCAAAAAGAGAAAUUGACCAAAAUCUACCAAUGAAAUUCAAAGUUUCCAGGUGGUCCUAUCCUUAUUGAACGGUCGAAAAACCGUUUUUUCGAUGGCAUUUUCGUAGGAAAAGUGCUAGGAUAAUGAAAGUUUGGCUCUGGGAGUUAUUUUGUACUCUGAAUCGAAUGGCACUCAAAGAUUUUUGAUAUCUUUCCGUAUUUUGCCAAAAAGUCAAAAAUCGAGGGGGUCCUAUCCUUAUUGAACGCAAUGUAUAGUGGUUACUUGAUGACCGUUUAGGGGGUACUAUAGGGGUGACAAAGAAGGCCCCUAGGUAUACCUCCUUAGGGACUUUCUUCUACUUCAUGCAGGACCCUCCCUAUAGUGGCCUAUAAAUGACCAUUAAGGGAGUACUAUAGGGGUGAAAAAAAAAGGGGGGGGGGCUCCUAGUACACCUCCGUAGGGGCUUUUUUCCCAUGUAGGACCAUCACUAUAAUGGCUUCUAGAUGAAAAUUCAGGGGAUCCUAUAUGAAUGCAAAAAAGGGGGGGGUCGGUCCUUUAGGGGUUAGGGGUGCAAAAAAAAGGGGGGUAGGGGUCUCCUAGUACACCUCCGUAGGGGCUUAUAAGGUAUAGAGUAGCUUAAUUUUUGAAAACCUUGAAAAUGUCCAAAUCGCAUCCUUUUUUCGAUUUGAAGGAUUCUACUCAAGUUGGAACGUUUAAAGGAGCAUAGACAAAUUUCAUGAAGGUCUCGAAGCGAAAGUUGUGUGUUUUGCUUAUCGACAUAAAGCUCAUGACUUUUGAGCUUCUAAAGGCCUGAGAAAGAAAGGGGGCUUCAUUUGUUCGGAAUACUGAAUGAAAUUUUUUUUUUGGUAUGCUAGAUGAAGGUCUUGAAGCUCAACUUUCUGAAAAAAAAUCUUAAGACAAGGUCAAAUUCAGUUGAAUAGGCCAUUCUCAGGAUUUGAGCCGUAUUUUUUCGAAAACUAGGAAGUUUGAAAAGCGGAAUUUCUCAGAAUCUUCAUCAGGUACAUUGAGGAUUGACUAGUUUUCGGAAAAAUCCGGACUAAAAACAAAAAUUACCAUCCUUCUGCGUUACUCUGCCUUUUUCCUGCUUCAGAUUCUUUUUUUGAUUUUUUCUAGAAUGCAUUUUUAGUUCGUGUGCACGAGCCGUCGCCGCGAGGCGUGCCGAUCAUCACGGCGCCGUCCAGAAGAAGCAGCGUCGAAUCGACGACGCCCGUCCACAUGCUCGACGCCGCGCCCCACGUCUUCAACAACUUCAACUCAACGCCUCAGGGAUUCAACAAGUCCGCCUUAAGUUUAAAAAAAUCGAUGCUCUGUCCGCUUCGAUCAAAUUACCGUUUAUACCAUGGUAGAAAACAGUUUGCUACUUUGAUACGAGGAUAGUUCGAAUCUGAUAAAUCAACUGCCAAGAUCAAUAAGGUGCCAAGAAACCACAAGUUGAGACUUUUUCCUUCUUUUUGGAAUUUUCUCUUGAAAAUUGAUGAUUGAUAUCCUGUCAGCUUUCAUCAUUAACUACAACAAAAAAAAAUUAAAAUUAAUUACAUUGAACAUGACGAAAAGUUUUUUUCAGCUGUUCAAUUCAUUCCAAUUCAAUUUAUUCAGACAUCAGAGAAAUCCGAGCUAAAAGUGUUCUGGAUCAUAGAUUUCCUGAUUAUGGAAUGCAUAGAAUAGUUUGGAUCGAACUAAUUUUUCAACUUUUCAUGAAAUUUUAAACUUCCAAGCCUUUUUUCAGAAACGUCGCUUCCCGGCUACAAAUCGCCAAGCCAAUCCAAUUCGACGCACCCAAGUCACCGUUUGAGGUACGUUCAUAAAUCAAAACAGAGAAAUACCGUAAGCACCGCUUUUAUUUGCUUCUUCGCUUCGAGACCCUUCAAAAACUGUGAAACGGGUCUUGAAGCGAAAUUCGUUUUACGUGACUUGGGACUUAUCUGCACCCUCCUCGUCUCUCGGCGACCCUCUCAUGUUUUCAUGCUUUUUUCUCGUUUCUCUGACCUCGCCGGUGAGGGAAAGAGAGACGCAGACAAGGGUCAAGUCGCGGUAGACGGAUGAUUUUUAGCUGAAAAAAAUAUUUUUUUUUUUAGUAGCACCCAAACUUUUCCAGGAGCGACUUCAACAGCAGGCGAAUCGGAUACGAAAAUCCUCAGUCGCCUCGACGCUUUCCGUCAAUUCGGACAAUGAGGUUGGUCAUAACCAUACAUGGGCAGACCGUAUUCAAAGGCCGUCACCUUCUCCUGCCAAGUUUUUCUAACUCAAAGUAUAUACUUCCUCCCUGAGGCUAGAGCUUGUUUUAUUAUGGUCGAAACUGCCUUCCGGAGGUGAAAACUUGAUUUUCUUUUCCUUUUCCCUAAUUUUCCAAAACUUUCGAGGCCAACCCCUUCUCCAGUAUGAGUCCUGUAUUUGCUCAUCUAAGGUCAUAAAAUAGUACUGUUCGAAAUUCCAUGCUCAUCUACCUUUUUUUUUUGAAGUUUUGAAGAGAAAGUAGGAUCACUCUCCUGCAAGUGGGACAAUUAUUUGUUUUUUUUUUCUCGUCACUCUCCUUUUUUUCUCUAUUUUCACUAUACCUUAACCAAAAAAUUGAUUUAUGGACCGAAAACAAGAUUGAAAAGCCUCAGACUUGUCUCAAUUAUUUCUUGUAGGUUAACCCAGGGCUGUUGAGGGUACACCCCGGGACCACCCGCAAGUUCAAAAUUUAGAAAAAUAAGUGAAAAAACCAACUGGUGGAAUAUUAAGAAAAAUUGGUUCUUUCAACAAUGUGACCGUUUUGCGGGACGGGUCAGCCCGGGACGACCCGUCAGCACCUGAGGUGGCCCAAAUUUUGAAGAAAAUUUCUAGUUUUCCUCUCAGCCAGGUGUCUCAAAGGGUGUACCCGCAAUGAGCCCGUUUUUUUAAUGCAAUUCGAAAUUCAGCUAAGCUAAAACGGACGAAAAACAGGUAAAAAGUGUUCGUUUCGAAAACCUGGGACACAAAUGGGCUAAAACGGGGCCUCAGUUGUUGUAAUAAAUGUCAAUGGUUCUACCAGCUGGACUUAAUACGGGCACGCCCUAUUACCGGGUUAAACACGGGUACACUCGCUGGAAGCCCGUAUUAACACGGCUGGUCUACCAUCAUCAAUAUGAGAUUUUUAGCAGAUUAUCAAAAAUAAGCGCAAAACAGGUGUUUUGAUCAGAAUUUCACACUUUUUUGAAAUGAACUCUAGUCUCAUCCCCUUCAUUUACAGUACCCCAAACUCAUUCUUUGUCCCCCUCUUAGCAGGGUUACCAGUUUUGCGUGAAAAAGAUUCCUCCAUUCAAAUUAAUCGGGGCCGCCUUUCGUAUAUUUAUUAUGUGCGGGCGGAGGACGGGGGGCGACAAAGAAGAUUUGCCAACAGUGAAACAUUUUCUCCGAUUCGACGCGACUUUUCAGGUUUCUCAUUCAUCUUCUAAUGACUUUUUGAGUUUUGGGCGUUUUUUCAUUGCCUUUGUCUCGAAUAAGAUGUCUGAAAUAAUUUUUUAGCUUGAAUUUUUGAACUUUUGAUUAUAAAUUGGGUACCUAGAUGUGAUUUUUUUUUUGCCUCAGUAAGGUUAGUUUUGAACUCUUAUCAUGUUCAUCUGACUUUGAAAUCUCGAAAAGUCUCCAAAAAGUCUGUACUGUUCCAGGGCAAUUUAAGGGCGUUAAUGAAUAAAGUUUUGAAAAAAUGCUCCGAAAAACAGACGGAAUAGAUUUUUAAGGAGGAAAAUGAAAAAAUAAAAAUUUUUUUUGAAAAUUUACACAUGUAAAGUCAAGAAAAAUGAGAAAAUUUUCCGGGUGCUUGAAUAGAUUCAAAAUAGGGUAUUCUCAUGUUUCUACGCUCCAAAACUCGAAAAACGAAAAACACGAAGAUUCCCGAAAAAGAAAAAAUUGCAAAAAUGCUUUGCACAGCGUGGGGACCGAUCCCGUGACCUCGCUGAUGCCAUUACGCAGCUUUCCUACUGCUCUUCGCUGCCAUAGCCGUUCAAAGCCUCCGAGUCGGAACAAGACAUCGCGCGCUCGUUUCCUUAUUCUACAGGAAGCUUCAAAAAAAAUCAUAUCUAUGCUCAAAAAUAAUUGUUUCUCUGUUAUUAAUGGGACUGGAUCUGUACACCCUCCAAAAAGGAGCUCAAUCGGAGAAAUUGAAUUUUUCGACUUUGAGAGUCCCUAAAUUCCUCUUGAUCAACUUUUGAGCACAGAUUCGAAAAAACUGCAACUAGUGACCCUAGCCUCAUUCAGAAGUCCCACUGUGAGGAAAUUUUUUAUCAUUUUUCUCGAAAAAUUUCCAACCCCUGACCCAUAUUUGGCGUUUAUACGACAGCAUCGCCCUGCGGCAAUAAAGCGGUUUUACGACGGUCACCUUAUGUAAAUUCUCAGAUUCUCGGUGGUUGGAAGUUGUCGUGUUGAAUAAGAAAGAGAGGGGAGAGAGAGGGAAUGUCGACAACAGACGCGCGCUUUUGAGCCGUAAACAUUUCCGAUCGCGGUGCAUCUGCCGGAAACCCCCCUCUGUCACAAUAUAUAGCGACAUCGAGGCUACAGUUUUGAGUGAAAAUGCUCUAUUUGGGUUUGGAGGACUGCGAAAAGCUUCAAAUUGAAGUUUCUUUCUACUAAAGUUCGAGUGGAAUCACUCUUUUUGGGUUUGGAGGACUACGAAAAGCUUUGUAUGAAAGUUCUACUGCUACAGUUUGAGUGGAAUUGCUCAUUUCGGGUCUGUAAGGCUGCAAAAAGCUUCGUAUGAAAGUUCUACUGCUAAUGUUUGAGUAGAAUCGCUCUAUUUGGGCCUAGAAGGCUAGGAAAAGCUUCGAAUUGAAGUUUCUUUCUGCUACAGUUUCUGUAGAUUCGCUAAAUUCGAGGAAAGCUGCAAAAAGCUUUGACUAAAAUUUCUUCCAGCUACAGUUCGAGUAAAUCCGCUCAAAUUCGGCCGGGAAGACUAGGAAAAGCUUGAACUGAAGUUCUUUCCUCGAUUCUGUAGGCCUAGAGAUUCGAAAAAUCGGCUUCAUCCCUGCCACUGGUGCGACAUCAAGGCUACAUUUUGAGUAGAGUCGCUUAUUUUGAGCCAGAAAGACUGCGUAAAGCUUUGAAAUUGAGUUCUCUUCUCGAUUCUGUAGGCCUGGAGAUUCAAAACAAAGCGGAAUUAUCCUUGCCAACGAUCGCUACAGUUUGAGUGGAAACGUCCAAUUCGGACCAGGAAAGUCAAUCAGGAAAAGCUUGAAUUAAAGGUUUAUUUCAGCUAAAGUUUGAGUAGAAUCGCUCAAUUCGGGCCAGGAAGCCUGCUAAAAUCUUUGAUUUGAAGUUCUUUCCUCGAUGCUGUAGUCUGAAAAUUCAAAAGUAGUAGCUUGAUACUGGCGCGACAUCGAGGCGAAAAUUCGAGUCUAUUCGCUUUUUUCCGGGGUCAGAAGGACUGCGAAAAGCUUCGAAUUGAAGUUCUUUGCGAAAAAUUUUUGCUUCAAGAUUCAAAAAAACCGCUUUCUCCGUGUUCUCAAUUUUCUCUGGACUAAAAAUAAGCUCUUCGAUUUAUUUUUCAAACCGAAGCGCACAAAAUACUACUAUAAUAGCGACAGUUUGAGUAAAAUCGCUCAAUUUUGGCCAAGAAGCUGCGAGAAGCUUUGAAUUGAAUGUCGUACGCUUUAAAUUAAGCUUAAAAAUGACAUUUUUCGAAUCACAUUAAUCCAUGAAACUUCCCAGUUUUGAUCCAAGACUUCUGCUUGAGAGAGUGAAAAAUGAAAAGAACAAAACAAGUCGUUCUAAAAGCUACUAGAAGCUUAAAAAUGAACAUUUGCACUGGUAGGACCUUUGAAGUUUGAACGGAUUUUCAAAAAAUUCUGACCAUCACUGAAAACCUCCAUUGUAUAGGCCUUUUUUCAAUGGCUCAUUUUAUUCGAAAGACCCGAUUUUCGAAGCUCUUUUUGAGUUGGAACUGAUUUUCAGGAAGUUCUGAUCUCUAUUGUGAAGUCGUUUUUCAAUGGCUCAUUUCAUUUGAAAUAUCCGAUUUUCACAGCUUCAUUAGACCUAAAAAGCCCGUUGGUUCACUCGACCAACCUGUCGAGCACAAAGUGCAAGCAAAAGCAAGCACUCACACGGUGAGCUGAGCUCACGCCAAGCCAGAAAGUGUAAAGCUUCUGCCGUCCGGCGCGGCUCUCCCCCCGGUGUCGCCCAGUUCAACCGAAACUUUCCUGAAAACCACGCCUCUCUCCGCACUUCUCCUAUUUUUAAUUCACUGCUUUAUUCCAAUUAAAGUCAUCGAAAAUUGCGACGACACUCCGGAUUUCGGCUCCGCCCCCUCGCCAUUAUAACGCCAUGGCGCGCGAUUAUAUGGUUCUAAGGGUGAGAAUUUAUCUUUUUCCAAUUUUUCUUUGUUGUUUCAAGGUGACUACUUAUUUUCCCAGGUCUUUGGAUUUAUUUCUGGAGUUCUCUGAAUGUAUUGAACAACUUGAGGCUUAACGGCAUAGGGGCAGUAAAAACGGUGUUUCAGUUCAAAGCAGUACUUUGUAGAGUUUUUCAUUGCGAAUCGAACGGUGAACUUGGAAACGUACAGAAGUUCCUAGUUUUGGAGAAAAAAUAAUUCAAAGUCAGAGAAAGGAUAGCUUAAGUUCCCGCGAAAAGGGCGCUUUGCAGUAAAGUUGCUCUAUGGACAACAGGCUUCGCCAUUUUUCGGAUUUUCGCUUUUUUCUUCGUUUCUUUCAAUUUUCAUUUUUUUUUCUGCUGUCACCAAAGUUUUUUUCGUCACAAAAGCUUUCUAUUUAUGUAUAAUUUGCAAGCUUUGAUCACAAAAAUGCUUUUCUGGUGAAAAAUGAUGAUUUUACACAGGUUUCAAUCGGGAUUGCGAUAUUUUGUGUUCUCUUUAUUAUCAAUGAGUGUUUUCUGUUUGACUAAAUGAUUUUUCAGAAAAGAAACCCUUAAUUUGAAGCAGAUAUCCGGUUAUUUCUCACAAAAUGCGAGUCUAAUGAGACGUCCGCAACAUCGCGUGCACAGCUACUGUAAUCAGUUGUCUGCAUACCGAUCCAAAGCUUUUUUCAAAAUUAAAGGCGGGAAUGUAAAAUCGCGUUUUUCUUCAAAAUUAGUCACAUCUGUAAUUUUUUGAUAACAAAAUUCGAUUUGCAAUGAAAAAGUAUAUAAGAUACUGCUUUCACCGGAAACCCCGUUUUUUACUGCCCGUAUGCCUUUAAAAAUGGAUUUUUUCAUUGGUGUCUUGAAUUUUUAUCACUUCAAACUUUUUUAAUAGCUAUAUUUUUAGACGUUCCUUGUUGCCUUUAGCGUUAUUUUUUCUUAGUACGUCAAAAUUUUGAUAAAAAGCUUGUUUUCUAGAAUCAUUCGAAAAACAAUUAAAAUAAUUUUUUUUCAUUUUUUUCUCAAUUUGCAAGCGAUUUUUCUCAAAAAUAAUAAACUAACUUCUAGAAAAAUUGGCAGGAAAAUCCUCUCUGACUGAAAAAAUGAGCUUUUUCUCAUCGAUUUUACGGCGAGAUUUGCUCUUUUGAUCUGCCGACUUGAAGGGUCGCGAUCGCAAAAAGACACUUAUCUCUUGGUUUCUGACAUUUUUCCAGGUAAAAAAAUAAUCAUGGACUUUAAAAUUAUUGCUUAUAAUAUAAACUUGGAUGAUGAUGGCUUUUUUUCCAAGGUUCUGAUAAUUUUAUUACUUUUUUUUCGCAUUUCAAAGUUGGAAAAUGGUUUUGGCACUUUGUAGUUUCUUCACGAUUGCAAUGAUUUUGAGAUUAUUUCAAUUGAAAAAAUCAAAUAUUCGAAAAAUGCACAAGCAAAACUACCUGGUUUUUAAAAAAAGGACACCUUAAAGUCGAGGAAAACCCUCAAAAUUCGUUAAAAUAGGCUAUUUUGAAGCUUCAAGCCCUUGUUUUUCGAAAAAUAAAUAUUUUUUUACGUUGAAACUUUUAGGGCCUUUUUGAAGAAGAAAAAAGUGUUCUGACUGAUUUUUGAUAAGAGCUCGAACUCAAAGAAAAUCAUCAAAAUCCGUUUGAAAAGAGGUGUUUUUUGACCUGGAAUCAAUUUUAUUUUCUUGAAAACUAAGAAGCUGGAGUAAGUUGAAAAUUUCAUUAUAUACUCUAUUUUGUGCAUUGAAGUACAUCCUGGUCAAUUUUAAUAACAUCUCCAAAUUAAAUAAGACCAUGAAAAAGUCGUUUAAAAAGGCUUUUAAAAAAUUUCGCAAGUUGAGACUUUUUGGUACCUUUUUUUCUAUGCAUCAAAGUGCAUCCCGGCCAGUUUCCAGACAUUUCUCAUAGUUCUUUGACAGAAAAACAGACUUAAAUUUUCAAGAAAUUCUCAGAAAACUCUCAAAAAUCUUCCCAAUAAAUGUCUCAUUAAAUAGCGCUGCUAUUCCGAUUGGGAAACGUAGGAGAAGGCGGAAAAGCUGGCCCGCCUGAGCUCUUGUGACCACACGACGAGUGCCUCAGGCGGCUGUUUUUGUCGGCUUCUCCUGACCCGCGGCGCUAUUUCCCGAGCGGCUCAGUCUUGUGACAGAUCAUUUUAUCCGUCAUUCCAUCUGUUUUAAUCGAUCCUUGAUAUGAGUCGAAGGCUGAUAGAAUUUGGAUUUUUCUGAGAUUUUCUAAAAAAAAAAAACAAAAAAUUAGCUCACAUCUUGGUAACGGCAACUGGACGUUUCUGAGAAAUUCUAGGGGUCACUCAAGGGUUCUGACGCCACUUAAGUGGUCACUAGAAAGGUUACCAAGGUCCUAGGAGCUCCCUGAAAAAAUCUGAGAAUGAUCACUUAAGGGAUUUUUUUAAAUUUUGCAAAGACCUCAAAAAUCUCGGAAAAAAGACGAAUUUCCUUAAUUUUUUCUCUUUAGUGAUCACUUAAGUAAUUUUUUUUUAAUUUUCGAAAAACGACUUCCCCAAAAAAAUGCUUCAAAAAAGCUAUUUUCAGAUUUUUUAGGAACUAAGAUCAUCUUUUUUACUGACCCUUCUGAUAAAAUGGUAAUCCAUACGACCCUUGAGAACCUAUUUUUUCCCCUCGAUGCCCUUCUUUUUGUUUUCCCUUGAACCGAAGUCCCCCUAACCAACUUUGCGGACUUCAAAAAGCUCAUUUUGUUGACGAAAAUACCUCUUUCCCGUUUCCGUGAUCUUGAAUUUCGUCCCGAGGUUUGAUGUCGACAGAAAGCACGAGUAAUAAUGAUUGAGCGAGACGAAACGUCUGUCUUGAUCCUCUGUUUCUGUCAUAUGAGUCGUCAAAGCUUCUUUUUCACUCUUCUCGGGAUUUUUUUAUUAUAUGCGAAUCUGGGAAAAUUUUUAGUGGCCCCUAUAGGGUUUAGGCGUUUUAGUGGCCGCUAUAGUAGUCAAGUUAGUGGCCACUUAAGGGGUUAAAAAUUAGGGGCCACUAUAGAGAUCUAAGUGCUACUACUAGACCUUUAAUAUUUUUCGUGGCCACUUCAGGGGUCAAUGGAUCAACAUAACUGGUCCAAUCUGUUCUUUUUGAAGUUAUCAGAGUUACUGGAAGGAAUACUGGAUGAAAAACUACUGAAGUGGUCACUGUAGUGCCCUCUCCAAGUAGUCCUUGCCUCUAUAGUGGCCACUAAAAAUUUUCCCAGAUUAUUCAUUUUUGAGAGCUUUUCAGCAGCUUGAAGGUCAAUUUCCGAAAUUAAAAAAAAUAAUAGUUGAACUUUUUUCCAGAGCUUCGCUGGUUUUUAAGAUCAACUCCAGAAAGUUCAACCUACUUUUUAAGGUCAAAAACUAUUGAAUUAUUUUCCAAAACAUUUUUUUUCCCUCGAGAAACGUUCAAACGCCCUUUUGAAAACCUAGAAAAAUACUGUUGGGGGCAAAACGUGUCUUUGAGAAGGUCUAUUUUAGCAACAAAGUUUUUGGUAUAGUCAAUGUUUCCCGAUUUGAAAGGCGAGGGAGGCGGGGCAGGGGGCGGGGCGCGUAGCGUGUGCGUACGCGGUUCUUGGCACGUGUUCAAUUCAACCGCCAUCGACUCUUUGAAAAGCCCGUUUUUCGCUCUUUUCAUUCCUUUUUCAAUUAUUUAUUGAUUAUGUUUAUGUGUGCAUCAAAAAAAUAGUAGGAAAAUAGAAAAAGAGCGGUUGCCGAGCUUUUUUAAAGAGUCGGCGGCAAUUGAAUUAGACUCGUGCCAAGAACCGCGAACGCACACGCUACGCGUCCCGCCCCUGCCCCGCCUCCUUCCCCUUUCAAGUCGGGAAACAUUGACUAUAAAGAAUCGAGUAUCAAAGUAUUUAUGAAAAAGGUCUAUUUUAUGAUUUUGUUGAAAGUGUAUUAUGACUUUCUCUUUCCAACUUUUUUGCUGCCUUUUCGCGCCAUUUCAUCGGCUUUUAUGCACCAUUUUUGCUGCCUCUCCCUUUUUCCACCCUUUCUUGAGCCUUUGAAAUCCCAAAAAAAAAUGGAAGCCUCGAUAAAGGGACCCUUUUUGCUGCCUUUUUGCAACCUUUUUGGAGCCUCUCCUUUUUUUGCGGCCAUUAUCCACCAUUCCGACUUUGCCCAAGAAAAAAUCAUCCCUUUUCUUGUUUCGAAGCCCCCGGUUAACAGUAAUGUCAACCGGUCGGAUCUAUUUUCAUUCCGUGGAGUGCUUUUUGCCGACGUCGACCCGGCGUGAACCAACCCCAAACAACGAAAUGUAUCCGUUUGUUCACUGGGCGCGUCGUUUUCCCCCCGAUCCUCGUCAUUUUUUUUCCCGACAAAAGUCACAAUGAUCUCAUAUCAUUCUUUUUUGACUUUGAAAUCUGAAAAAAAAUGGAAAUUUUUCAGGGGCGCGAUCCAUCUCCACGUCGCGGAUCUCAGGGCGAGGGUUCGUUUUUUUUUCGAAUUUUUGGGAUUUUUUGAAUAAUAUCGGUCGUUUUUUAUUGGAAGUUGAGCAUUAUUAACUCACCAUUUACUUUUUAAGAAAAAGUGAAAAAAAUUACCAAAACUUCCGUCAUAACUUAAAAAAAUAUAAAUAAUUCAAUAUUACCUUCAAAAUAUGUUCUUUGACAAGUUUUAUUUUAUAUUUCUUGAUUAUUUAAAAAAAAUAACCAGUUUUUUGGAUUUUAGGGUGAAGUUUUAGCGAAUAAUGGUUAAAUUAGCUCACGAAUUCAUUUUUUUCUUUUUUUAAUAAAAAUUUAAAAUUAAAAACUUUUUUUAUAACUUUUUUUAGUCAAAAAUUUUUCUUGUUUUUUUAUAAACUUUCUUGUCAAAGUGGCACUUAAUUUUAAAUAUUCUCUAAAUUUUACAGACCUGAAGGUUUAAAAAAACGAAAAAAAUGAAUUUUUUUAACUUUUCUAGCUUUUUCCCAAGAAGAAAGCUGAUGCAAGAGGACCGCUAAAAAGAGCCUUAUAGGGUCUUGACUCUUUUUUCGAAGGAUAAUAGGAAUUUUUGAGGAAAUCAAGAGGAAAUUCGGCUCUUUUUUUGAAGGAUAACAAGAAUUUUCCCCCAAGAAAUCAUUUCCAGGUAUGGGCACGAUCAGCCAGCAGUUCACGAACGCGGCGGCGGUGAACUCCCAGCCGGCCGGCCGGUACGCCGCCCACAUUCCGGUCAACCGGGCCGAAAGCAGCGGCCGAGCCAGCGCCACCAGCUUGGACAGCGUUCAGAGGUUCGGUUCCUUCCGAAAAAGGAGCAUUCGAGAAACAGAAAGGGAUAAUUGGGGGUCUAGAGAAUUUUCAAAGGGUUAGGAUUUGAACUUUUGAUGAAAUUUUCAGGGUACCCUGCUGGUGACUUUUUUCGAAUUUUAGUAUGCCUCAAAGUUUUUCAACUGAUAGUUUAUCGAAUGGAAAAAGAUUUUCACUGCUUUUAAUGCAGUUUUGAGCUGACUGAAGGAGAGUCAUGAUGAGUAUCUUGAUGUCCAUUUUUUUAAAAAAAUGAAAAAAAUUUAAGAAUGCAUUUUUUUAAGUGGACUUUUUUUAAUAGUUUUUUUCCGUAUUCUAUUCAAAGUUCUGAAAAAAUCUGAUAUUUAUGCAACGCUCUCUUUUUCAAGUGCUAUUUUCAUUUUCCUCUGACCCCGUCGGUGAGGGAAAACGAGACGCAGACACGUCAGACUGUCCCCUAUCUUGACACUGCUUUGCCCCCUAUAGGGGUCACUCUGGCUUUCAAAAAAUGGCUAUGCUAUUUUUAUAAACCUUCUUCGAAAGAAGAAGGAGCUUUUGAAAACCUGCCAUAAUUAUUUUUAGGUUCCAUUUGAAAAAGAAUUUCUAGAGAGCUGACCAAUAUUUUUUUUGAGAAGAUUUUUGGAAGUGUUUUGGUGAAGCUCUACCUGAGUGCUUCUCUAGCAGUUGUUUCAAAAAUCAACUGACAAAGGUCGAAUCGUGAGGAUCACAUGAAUCCUGGCCAAAUCUGUUUUUCAUUUCGAAUUUCUUUUCAGCUUCAGCUCCUUUCUUUGACUUUUUAUAUUUUAAUUUUUAAUCUUGUACAGUAGACUUCUGUUUGAAAAAUAUGAUAUUGUGCUUCGAAGAAAAAAAUUUAUCUUAAAACUCGAGAUUUAGAAAUUUUUUGACCUUGAGUAAAAGCUGAAAAAUGUUAACUUCAAUAUUUUUGAGCGUUCUCCAAGUGCCUUCUCUUUGAAAUCAGAUAUUUUUCUUUAGAAAACGAAAAAAAUGAUGUUCAGUCAUUUUUUUAUGUGAGCUAGAAUUUAGGCAUUUAGAAAAUUCAUGACCUUAAAUGGAGCUUAAAAAAAUCGCUUUAAACUUGGUCUUUCGGUUCAAAAAAACGUUUUUUUCAAGUUAAAUAUUCAUUUUUGAUUAACAACAUUUUUUUAAGAAAAAAAUUUCAUAAUACUACUGGGAAAAAUUUAUAUAGAGGCCCGCCAAGGACUACUUGAAGAGGACACUAAAGUGGCCACUAAACCCACCUCUAUAGUGGCCACUAUUUCCCGUUUUAGUGGCCACUAUAGAGGUUCUCUAUUUAGUGGCCACUUUAGUAUUUUUUCAUUCAGUAUUCCUUCCAGUAACUCUGAUAAUUUUAAAACAAACAGAUUGGACCAGUUAUCUUGAUCCAUUGACCCCUAAAGUGGCCACUAAAAUGUUCAGUAGUAGCACUUACACCUCUAUAGUGGCCACUAAUUUUUAACCCUUUAAGUGGCCACUAACUUGACUACUGCAGUGGUCACUAAAACGUCAAAACCCUAUAGUGGCCACUGAAAAAGUUCCCAGUUUAGUCGAGUUUCGUAACACUUUUUUGCGCGUUUUUGAACCAAUUUUUAAUUUUUCAGACUUUUCCUAGAACAUUUCAAACUUCACCAUAGAUCACCUUCUAAAAAAAAAGCUGUAGUUCUUUUGUUUUUCUCUCCAUUUUACUGUGUGACUCAGCCAAGAACUACACACCGAUGGAAAAAAAAGAAGUCUGGCUGUUUUUUUUUGUGUUAUCUUUCCCACUUGAUGAGUUGCUCAGCAAUGUUGAUUUAUCGGCGGGGAGACGCUUGUUUUUUUUUUCUUUUUCGUUUUCUGCAAUGAUCAAAGGGUUCGUAGAGCAGGGUGAAUGAUUAGAGAUCUGGAUGGAAAAUCGUUUUUUUUUAUAACUACUUAUAACUAUUUAUUUCAUUACCGUAUGCAGUUAAAAAGCCUAUUAUUAUAGCCACAUUCAAAAAUAAAAUUUUAUUUUGGCUAAAAAUGAUUUUUUGAGGGGAUAAACUACAAGGAAGGUUCACUUUUCGGCUCGGAAUUUUUAAAAAUCGACCAGUUUACUUCUUGAAGUACUAGAUGAAAAUUUUGAAAGUCCCAACCUGAAAGAAUUUUUUUAUUUUUUUCGAGAAAAGAAAAUUGAAAGUUUAAAAAAAUUCCUCUAUGAUUUUUUUGAAAAAGCUUAUUUCGAGCCCAUUCAUCAGAAAUCGAAAAAAAUUCCCAAAUAGGGAGUUUGAGGAUAUUUAUUUAUCCCUUUGAAGUAGUUUCUUCAAAAAAAUGUUGAGACAGAAAAAAAUAUUCAUUUUCAGCAAUUUUCAGUGAAUUUUGACGAAAAAAACGAUACGAAACCUACUAGAAAAAUAGAAAAACUUGAAAAAUUUGUAUGAAAAUCUGGUUCAAUUCAAAAAAAUAAAGUUUCCUUUAGAUACAAUUUGAAACAAAUUUUGAAUGAAUUUUUGAAGAAUUUAGUCAACUUUCAAAGCUGAACAUCUUCUCCCAAUUUUUUUGUAAUGGUACUAUUUUUUCAAAAAACUUCGAAAAUUUACCCUUUUUGGUCGUUUAAAAGUUUUCGAAACCGUAUAAUCCCUCAAAAAACCAGUUUAAAACACCUCGGAAGAUUUUCUUUCAUCUAGGUAGAUCCGUGUUUACACGGGGCUAAAAUAACUGCUUGCGCACACGGUUUUUUUUCGUUCUUUGCGGGAGCCACUCGACCUUGUUCUCGAGUUUUGCUUUGGUUUACUUGUAGUUUUGCAAAUUUUACUUUUUUAUAGAAUGUAGAAAAAAGGCUAGAUUUUUGGACCUAUGGAUAGAAGCCAUUUCUCAAUUUUCAAUUUUAACAUCGAAAAUCUUGUUUUUUUCUUUUUUGUCUUUUUUUUUCCAAGUCUUUUUUAGCCUUCUCGUAAUAGAAAUAUAUCCAUAUUGAUCGUUAAAAAGGCACAUAAAAUUUUAAAAAAAAUUCAAAAGCUUGGAUUUUGUUGUCGAAGAGUUAAUUGGGGCUUUAACCCGUGUUGAAAAUAAACAUAAAAAAAUUUUUGGAGAGGUCUUAGAGUUUCUUUUUUGAACUGAAGUGGUAAAAGCGUGUUUUUUUUUCUAAAACUCUGUUUUAAUUUUCCAAGUUCACUUGUUGUUUUGAAAUCAAAUUAUACUUCUUUCCUUGGCUAUUUUAUCAUAUGUAGUGAUAGAAAAGACUUUUUUGAGUUUCCGAUCUCGAUCUCGAGAUUUUGAACCAUGAUCUGAAAAAUCUUUUCUGUGAAUUUGAAUUUUUUUUUUCCUCGUUUGAAAGCUUCCCAGCAAGUAGUCAAACGCUUUGCACAUAGCUUUCCAACACCUUAUACUUAAUAGAAAAAAAGCCUACUGGAAGCUUUCCUGAAAUAUUUUAGGCUCCGGACAGCCAUUUUCCAUUUUUUUUUUUGUCUUCCGAACACCUUCCCAAGGUCUUCUCAAGACCUUUUAGCUUCCACUCACCUUCCAACCACUUGCUGGUUAUAGUCUGUUCAGGUUUUGAAUGUCAAGUCGUCGCUCAAGCUCCGCCCAUAAUGGUGCAAUAAACCAAUCAGAGAGCGAGCCAUCCACUGAGUGUUUUUGAAUGACGUCAUUGCACUUGACAUUAAAAAUCUGAACAGACUAUACCUUCCCAACAGCUUCCCAGGUUUCGCCUGAGUAUCACAUAUUGAAACUAGUGCUAUAGUCUGUUCAGAUUUUUAAUGUCAAGUGCAAUGACGUCAUUCAAAAUACCCUGUGGAUGGCUCGCUCUCUGAUUGGUUUAUUGCACCAUUAUGGGCGGAGCUUGAGCGACGACUUGACAUUCAAAAUCUGAACAGACUAUAGUUAACAAAUUAGUCAUAGUUAAGAAGAACAAAUUGUCCUCCAAGAAAAACGUAAAGAAGCGUCGAUUUUCUCGCCCCGGGGCAUGAGAGUGGCAGCUCUGCAGAAACGAGCAACUGUUGUCCAAUCCGCGUUUUCUGCUCUUUUAUCACCCUUUUCUCGUCGAUUCACUGAUAUCAUGCCGCUUAUUUUCUAGGUUUUCUAUUUCCUCCGUUCCUUCUCACCUUAUCACCGAAUUUCACUCAGGUUGAAGCCAAAUUCACCUAAGUAGACCCUACGAAUGUGAAUAGCCUUUGAAUGGUGGUACUGUACCUUGUGGCGGUUACGGUAAUCUUUCUCGGCACGAUGGUUUACGUCUGCCAAUGGGAAACGACGCCGGGGAAAAGGUUCUUUUCAAAAUUAGAGAGUUUCAAAAAAUGAUGAUCUUUUCUAUGGAUCUAGGUUGCUGCAAAACAGAUGUUUUAAAAAUUUUUGAUGAAUCGAAGACCAAGUUGAUUUUUUUUUCUUUCCAGCGGGGCACUCGACUCGGCGACCAAGAAGCUGGACAACGUGAUCGACCAGGCCAGGCACCGACAUCACCAGCACCGGAGCAAAUUCAAGGAGGCCAUCGAUUACCUCGACCAGAUCUUCGAGGACCUCAAGAAGGAGUGCGACGUGGUUCGUCAUGUUUUGGGGGAACUUUUCAAGAGAUUACAGUAGUAACAGCAUUCGGAGAAUAGGCUUUGAAAAAAGGGCUCGAAAUAUAAAAAAAUUCAUACUCACUGAGAAAAUCUCCAGUGAGUACUUAGGGGGCUACUUGGAAAGGUCACCAAAGUGGCCACUAAAGCCACCUCUAAAGAAGCCACUAUUUUUCGCCUUAGUGACCACUAUAGUAGUUUUCAUAGGUCCAGUAGCACUAGGAGAAACCUGAAAUUAAAAAAAUCCGUGUUUUAUUGGGAAAAUCUCUAGUGGCUACUUAAGGGGCUACUUGGAGAGGUCACUAAAGUGCCCACUAAAGCCUUCCCUAUAGAAGCCACUAUUUAGGGGCCAUUAUAGUAGUUUUUAGUGCUCCAGUAGCACCGGUUAGACUCCUAAAGUGGCCACUAACUUUCAGUCACUUAAGUGGCCUCUAAUUUGACCACUAUAGGUACCACUAAAACGUCAAAACCCCAUAGUGCUCACUAGAAACUUUCCCAGUAUGAGUUAAUUUUAGAGAGAUUGAGUCAUCUUCACUAAAUCUCAGCAUAGUUUAUUCCAAGAAAAACAGUUGAAACAGUAAAAAUAAAGCUACCGUAAGCUCAGGCCUUUCCUGCGCUUUCGCUACGAGACCCUUCAAAGAUCACUUUUUGCAGAACGGCGAUGACAAGAACAAUAACUCGUCAUCGGAGAAGGAGAACGGCGGGGCGAGCUGUUCGCCGGAAAUAAAACCCGCCGAAAAACACAAGGCGAAGAUUUCCGAGGCUCCGAUCGCUUCUGAGAAGUGAGUUGCGGCCGAUGAUCACUUAAGUGACCUCUUGGAAGCUUCUGGGAAUCAUAAGGAACUGAAAAUUUAAGAAAAUGCCAAGUUGUGAAUUUUAUGUGAAGCUUUUUUGAUGGAAAAAAUUUCUUAUAUUUUUUUCUCUGGUUUUUUUUUGAGCCUAGUCGUAGAAUCUGUUGAAUUGAACCAGAUGUUCUUUUUAUUUUUUUAAGAUUUUUAUUUUUUUGUUUUUUUGUUCAAAAUGAGCGUUUUUUUGAAAUUGUUUAGAUGAAAUUUCGACCAUUUUCACCUUAAAAAAAUGUAUUAAUUUUUAAGGAAUUUUUUUAACUAUAUCUCCCGAGGGAGUUAUUCGGUAGAAAUUUGGGCGUCAUUUUAAAGGCGAUUUAUGUUGAAAAGACAACAGCUUUUUUAGGUUCUAGGGAUUUUUUUUAAAUCAUCUUUGAUUUUUUUUCAUUUUUUCAAGAAACCAGUUCUAUAUUGGCCAAUUUUCUUUAUAAAUCGGUCUUCAUCAAGAAAAUGCAUUGAUCGAUAAGCUAUAUCAUAUAGUUUCGUAUAGAAAGCCCCGAGACAUCUUGUCACUCAAAAUGUACACUUUUUGCCUUCGCCUACCCCAUCUUUUGUUUCACGAUCAUUUCGCUGAGAUUUUCGGUUUUUGCUGUUAAAUCAAGCGGUUCGCCAAGGGGAAAAUAAGGCAUCUGGUGUUGAUAUUGGGAUGGUUGAGCGGCGUCAAGUUUGUUUUGUCGCCAAUUUUCCGGUUCCGACGGGAGGAACGCGGGCAGGCAGAAGCGCUCAUUUUGGGGCUGCUUCUGGCUUCCUCAUUUUUCCCUCUUGCUCCUGGAUUUUUCAUUUUUUUUUUGUCAAAAUUAUAGCGAAAACUUCUUAUUUUUGAAGGAUAGAAGGAGAUACUCCUCACUCCACAGGCAAAGUCCAAACGACCUCAAAAAAGUCUGAAAAAAGAGGCUAAAGCUCCUCAAUAAGUUCCUAAAAAGUUUCUCAGAAUCUCCUUUUUUCCAUAUUUUUUUCUGUCUUAUUUUUUUACACCUCCUUAAAAGGUCUAGAAAAAGGCGCCUUUGAAGCCUUUUUGUUGAGACCUUUCGGACUUUGCCCGUGUAUUAUGGCUGAUAGAAAGAUUUUUCUGUUACCUCAGGAUUUAUCGAGGUUUUCCGUGAAAGAAUCAGCAAGAAUCUUCCAUUUUUGAGUAAUAGAAAGAUAUACCUCUUUUUUUUUAGAAUUGUAGAAGUUUUUUUGGUUGAAAUUUCAGUGAAAAUCUUCCAUUUUUUAAAUGAUAUAAGUGUAAUUUUUUGGCUUUUAAGCUCAAAAUUGACUAGUUUAACGUUGUAACAGUUAGUAAACAACAACAGGAAUUAUUAGAAAGUUGGAAAAUUAUUUUUUGGAAAAAAUGCCACUUGAAUACUCUUACGGUUUUUUGACGUCUUCAGAGAGAAUUAGGAAAAAAUCGCUUAAGUGAUCACUAGAGCACCCUCAAAUGUCUUCUGCGAUCUCCUAGAACCUCGGACAUGACUGAGCAUUCCUAGUGACCACUUUAGUGGCUUCAGAACCCUUAAGUGAUCCCUAUAAGCGCUUCGACACGUCCGAUACGCGUCUGGCCCGCGUUACCAAAGUCCGAGUAAUAUUAAGUAUUCAAAAAAUCAUUGCACACAUUGUCCGUGGAGCGCGCACGACUUAUUUUUUGGCUUCUGAAAAAUUUUAUCUAAAUGGCGUGAUAUGUGUUCUAGUGGCCACUAUAGUAGCGUUAGCCCCCUUAAGUGGUCACUAGAAUUGCUCAGAAAAGUCUAAGACGUGCCCGGUUUCCGUUACUGAGAUCCUAUUUUUCAAAUCUCAAUUUUUAAGUUGCUGAACCAGCUAAGAAGCGGCAUUUAUAUGGAGGCAUUUAAUGAAGAAUUUUUUUAUAAAGUUCUAAAAAGGUAGUUUUUUAACGUCUUCAUACUAAAAAUUCAGUUUCUGAACGGAUUUUUUUUUAUGAAACCUACACCGGGUCACUAGAUGUAGACGGUCACUAAGUAUGAAAAAAGAGACUUGAAAUAUGAGCUUCUCAUCUUUCUGAACCUCAAAAAAAUUUUAAAAACAGCCGUUGUAGUCGAACUUGACCCUCUCAACUUUCUCCAAAAGCCUUUUUUUGUUGCUUAGUUGCCGGUUACUGAAGUGUAAAUUGGGUUGAAACGGCGUCGGCGGAUGACCCGGGGCAGCUGUUUCUCCGACGUCUUUUUGGCGAUUUCUACCCCACUCUUGUCCAGAUUCUGUCAUUGAUUUUUUGUCUAUUGGAAGCUUUUCUCUUGGAGUAUUGGUUGAUUUUGAAAAAGGUGUAGCUUUUUUUAAACUAUUUUUUUAACAAUUUUAGAAGAUUAAUUUUUUUAAUUUUUUUAAAACAGUUUUAGAAGAUUAAAACAACAUUUGGAGCCAGUAGGAAUAUUUUUGUGUGAAAAUAAUCCCUUAAAAAAUGGCCAGGACACUUUUUGAUGUACCAGAAGAAGAUUCUGAAAGUCUCAAUUUUUAUAAUUUCCUAUUUUUCGAGAAAUAAUGACUCAAAGACGCAAAAUUGGUCGUUUUUAAGGGUUUUCUUCGGUUUUGAGGGGCUCAAAAACGGAAAAUUUGGAUUUUUUAAGACUUUCAGGAUCUUUUUCUAGAGUGCUUUGACAAUUUUUCAGAAAAUCCUGACAAGGAAGGUCGUUUUACUUUUUGGAAUACCUGAAAAUUGUUUUAAACACUCCUUUGAGUACCAAAAAGCGUUAUGAAAGUCCAAACCUGCACAACUUCCUAGUUUUUGAGACCUUAAAGUCAAAAAAACCCUCAAAAUCCGCCGAAAAAUUCAUUUUUGGGGCUUUAAGCCCUUAUUUUUUAAAAACUAGGGAGUUGUGCAGAUUGAGACUAUCAGAACCUUAACUUGAUACUUUGAAUGAUAUUCUGACAAGUUUUCAGAAAGAAAACCCUCCUUGUCAACAACAAAAAUAAACUGAAAAGACCUCUUUUCUGAACUCAUUUUGAGUACGUUUCAAAGAAACUAGAUAUAGCCAUAGUUUCAAGACGAGUUUAGUGAAAGACGGGAUAAUUCAAAUAAAAAUAUUUCUUCCUGAAUCCGGUGGAUUCUAUAAUUAUGCCCAAAAAAUCCUGGAAAAAUUCCUUAAGGUGCCUCUACCUGGGCGAGCUUUAAAAAAAUACCAUAUGUGUUAAAAAACGACCCUUUAAAAAUUCAUAUCAUCAAAAAUAAGAGUUUGGCAAGAUCUAUGAAGAAUUCUGACCCACCAGAAAGCAUUGAAGAUAAUUUAUGAAAAUUCCAAACUUCAUCAAGAAGCUGCAAAUCUUGAUAUUUAAGAAAAACUACCGUCAUCAAGCCUACGGUAGUCCGGAAGACCUCGAACGGUAACAGUAACAGUCUGCCGACCCGCUCUUCGGCCCAGAAACAUCGACCAGUUCAGGUACUUCAUUUGAAGUCAAUUUUGUUGGAAAGGAGUGAACUGAUAGUCUUUUAGGUCGACUUUUUGAAAUGGAUAUCUGAAUUUUUUUAAAUUAUUUGAUGAUUUUUUUCGUUCGUAUUUUUCAAUUUUUUUCAGCCCCCCAUCGCCGGUUGAAGUGGUGAUCCCUGUGAAGCAGGUCAACGCGCCUGCCAACAUUACUGAAACUGAGGUCAUUUUUUCUCCAAUCAAAAGAAAUUUUUUGAGAAAAAUAAGCUACCAAGAAAUGUUUCGUGAAUUAUGGUGCUUAGGGUGUAAACACACCGAGACGCACUAAUGAAUACUCCAUUUUUUUCAUUUAAAAUUGGGAAAAAGCUAGAAAUUAAUUUCGGACUCUUUUUCAAAAACAAAUGGAAUUUCUUUCAAAGUUUUUUUAAAUUUGGGAGUCAUAUAUUAAAAAAAUUUCCUAUUUUUUUCUGUUUUUUUCAAUUUAUUUGCCAUAAAUUAAAUUUUUUUCUGGACGCUCUUAUUAUGGAUCAAAUCGAAGUUUCAAGCCUUGAAAUUGAAAUUUUUUUCUGAAAUAGAUCAAUACAACUAUUAUUUUUUUAUGCUUUAGUAUUCAAAAAUUUUGUCAGAAAAAUGAGGAUUUUUUUGAAAUUUUUUUGAUGAUUCCAAACUAGAAUAAAAGACGGAGAGCGCUAAAAACUUUUUAUUUCGCUCGAAAUACUUCCAAACAAUUUUUAAAAUAUAAUUUUGCAUUUUUCGUGCACGUAAAUAUGGAUUUCAAACCGAAUUAUUUUUUGUAAAAUCACGUAAAUAUGGAUUUUGAACCGAAUGAUUUUUUUUUAAAAUCAGACUGGGAAUAUAAAUUUUUCAGGCGAACGUCGCUGAGACGAUCGUCUUGCCGAAAAAGACGGACAAGCUGGAUUUCACUCGUCGUUGGCUUCACGAUGACCUCGCCUCGUUGGCCCACAUGCCACCGCCCAACAUCGCUCCCACCGCUGUCCGUUUUCUUUUUUGGGCCUCACUUUUAUGAUUUUUAAAAUAUUUUACAAGUCAUUUUUUUAUGAAAAACGGGGGUUUUCAUGAAACUCGGAUAACGUUGACUUUUUCUAUUCAUUUACCUGAUUUCCUGAAAAUUUUUUAUUCAGUUUCAUGAAAAUCGGAAAUUUUAACUUUCAUGGGCCUUUUCGUGAGCACUUUUUCUAUGCAUUUUUCUAACUUUUCCAAUAUUUCUGAGCAAAUUUCAUGAAAAACGAGAUUUUUUAAACCUCUUAAUGGAAGACUUUCUAUAUAACUGAACGGAAGUGUACAUUUUUCCAUCCAUUUUUCUAUUUUUCUCAACAUUUCUGAGCAAAUUUUAUGAAAAACGAGAUUUUUUAAGCCUUCUAGUGAAAGACUUUCCAUAAAAUUGGACUGAAUUUUACUUUUUUCUAUCUAUUUUUCUAUUUUUCGCAAUAUUUUUGAGUCAAUUUAAUGAAAAAAACGAGACUUUUUUUCAGCCGCUUAGUGGAAGACUUUCCAUGAAAAAAAUGAACUGAAAUUUACUUUUUUUAUAUCUAUUUUUUUCUAAUUUUCUAAAUAUUUCUGAGCAAAUUUCAUGAAAAAAACGAGACUUUUUAAGCCGCUUAGUGGAAGACUUUCUAUAAAAUUGGGCUGAAAUAUACUUUUUUUGAGAAUUACAGACUUUUUUUGUAGUAUUUUUUUAGUAUCAAAAUUGAAGAAAAAUUAAUUCCUUCAUGAAUUUUUUUAUUUUUAGUAAAGUGAGAAAAAAACUUUUUUUCAGUCCAUCUACCAGGAUUGCGACGAGCAUUCGUUAGGAAGCUGUAGCGCGGAAGUCGCUGCCAUCAAUACCAAAAAAGAGAAGAAGAAGAGGUUCAUUUUGAAUUUUUCUGUCUUGACAUCAUCUUGUAUUGCAGUAUGACCAACGGCGCGAACCACAAGAAGUCGGACGCCUCGGAGCCGAUCAGGCCGAGGCCGUUCCGACCUCAGCCGGUUUACGGAGUCCCCGGCAGCAGCAAUGGGUCAGUUUGGGCUUUUUUUUUUUUGAAAGGAGUUAGUUCAAAUGGAAAAUUGUCAUAACUUUUUGAGAUUUUACCUAUUUUAACAAAAAUAACUUUUUUAUCCUUUUUUUUGUCCUUUAUUUUGAUUUUUUGCGUUCUUAUUUGGACUCAAUUUUAUUCUUUUCAUUCAAUUUUGAUCUGAUGGAAGAAAAAAAAAGGUGAAAAUUAAAUCGAACUGAAAAAUGGCCAUUUUUGGAUACAUGGGCAAAGUCGGAAAGGGCGGAAAAGGCUCCAUAGAAAUGUUCCUUUUUGCUGCCUUUUUGCGCAUUUUCUCAGCCCUUAUGCACCAUUUUUGCAGUCUCUCUCUUUUUCCACCAUUUCUUGAGCCUUUAAAAUCCUAGAAAAAUGGAAGCCUCGAUAAAGGGACCCUUUUUGCGGCUUUUCUGCGGCCUUUUUGCUGCCUUUUUGCUGCCUUUUUGCAGCCUUUUUGCUGCCUUUCUGCUGCCUUUUUGCUGCUUUGUUUUGAGCCUCUCCCUUCCAGCUGCCAUUAUCCAUCAUUCUGACCGACUGAUGAAAGCGAAUUUGACAAUAUAUCCACAUUUUUCAGAAACGGCUACCCGACAGAAUACGACGGAUCGCUGGGAACCUCGAAUUCCCUGCCUCGCGUCGCUUCAUUCGAUCGCGUAUCCAAUGAAAAUCUCCAACGACGUUCCGGAUCUCAGGUACAUUCUUUUACAACCAAAUACUGCAUAAAAGUUCGAACCCUGAAAAUACUAGCUGAAAACUUGAAAAGACAAGGUGUAACGAAAAAACUUGAAAAGCGGUCUGUUUUAAACAUGAUUUGAAAAGGCGAGUAGAACUAAAAAUGUGAUGUUUAUGGAAAAAAAAAAUCACUAUAGUAUUAAAUUUUCUGGUAACGAAAACUGGACGUGCUCCGGACGGUUCUGAUCAGUUCUAGGGGUCACUUAAGGGUGCUGACGCUACUAAAGUGGUCGCUACAAAUGCCACGUCUCGUGUAGGGCUUCUGCGAAGGUCGGCCCGUAAGCCUAUCGCCCUCCCCCCGGCCUUUAUUUAAGCCCGGUUCGGCCCUAGGGAGUCCUCAAGCAAAAACAGCCGGCCCGGCCCAAAAAGCUCAAUCUUUCUUUAAAGAUUUUAUCAAGCUUUUAUGCCUGGCCUGACUUCUUCCAAUAUGCGAUUUUGAAUUAACUUCCCUGCCCAUUCUCCGUGGAGCGCAAGUUCACGGGAAUGAUUACUUUUUCUGAACUUUUUUUUGGUGUCUGAUGGGAAUAAAGCAACAAAACUGCUCCAAAAGGAGCAUUUUUACGAUUUAAGAGCAGUUUUGUGGCUAGGCAACCCUUUUUUUGCUCUUUAUUACUUGCUUGGACCUUGGUAAUGAAAACCGAACUUUUUGGAGCAUUUCUAGUGACCACUUUAGUAGCGUUAGCCCCCUUAAGUGAUCUCUAGAGUCGCUCAGAAGCGUCCGGAGUGCUUCUAGUUCCGUUACCGAGAUCCGAGUGUUCUACGGAACACAUAGAAAAGAAAAAUCGGGAUCUUUUUGAACCCCCGGACCUCGAAUCUUCUCUGGAACCAAUCGGGUCAACAAAUCUCCCGAAGAUCUCUUUUCUUCUUGCUUGUUUCGUUUUUACACACCGCAGUUUGUCUUAUCGAGAAAAAUUGGGCAGGCUUAUCGAUAAAGCUGGAGGCUUUCGGUUUCGUAACAUUUGUCAGAAGCUCGAGAGCCACGGGGCCCUUACGACGAUUACACACAGCCGAGUGCGAGGAACGAACGGCCAAGUUUCCGAGAACUUUGCAGGAGAUUGCGGUGUAACGACGUUUUGCGGUGUGUGAGGCAAUCGUUGCCGCGGCCGGGUCCUAUGAGAAGAUCCGGGAGUUUUUUGGGGAUUUUUGAGGAAGUUGCAUGAUUAAGGAUUUUUUUUUUGGUUUUCUACGCUUGUUGGCACUUUUCUUAAGCUCAUGGAACACGGCGUUUUUGUUAGUGGAAGAAAAUUUAAAACCAAAAAUGAAGGGGGUGGAGCCAAAACACGCCGUUCCCAUGUGACGUCAUGGAAAACGCGUAAAAAACAGGAAAUAUUAAAGGCGCAUGUUCAAUGGGUCAUGAGACGAAUCUAUUUCUCAUCCUAAAAAACGCAAUUUUUCUGUUUUUUUUUAAAGUCCAUGUUGUUUCUGAAAUUCUGCGAAGUUCAAAACAGCCGCCAGAGAGUGAAAAAUAUACCUGAAUUUCGGAAUAUUAGAGAUGAUUCUGAAUUUCGCGAAAAUUACUUCGAACACGGCAUGUGCGAAAGCGCUGCAGUGCAUGCACACGACACACUACACUUUACGGGCAAAGUAUGGGCGUCGUUAAUAAAACGCUGUAGGAUGCGUAGAAGUAGCCUCGAGGGGCUCCAAAGGUAGAAAAUCAUUUCUAUGACGGUAGAACGGAGUCUAAUCGCAAACAAUACCGCGAUGCUUUGAGCCACUCUUCGUGCGACCAGAUCAGUGCGAAGUCUGGUCAUAAAGGUCUUUUGACCUUCAGAAUAAGGAAAAAGGCAUACAUUCUAUUUUUUUUUUCCAAGGUUACUUUUUUCCGGGUUUGGAAGUUUCCUUGUCUUUUUCAUAACAUCUUUGAAAGCUUGAAAAUUGAUGGAAACUUUCUAGGUCCAUUUAAAAAAAAACAGACACUUUUCCCACAUUUUGCCUCUUCCAGGAACCCUACAACACUCUGCACUCGAAAAGAUCCGACGAUGGAUCGACUAGACCAUCGCCGUCGGCUUUCCAACAAGUUUCGGCGUUCCCCUCGCGUGGCAGCCAAAUGAGAGCCUCACUGAGGUAUCUUGAAAAGAAAUUCUGUUCAAGAAAAUUUGAUUCAGAUCACUGCCUGACCACUCGCCGGUUCGACCCAGGCAGCAGCAGGAGACUGUCCGCGAUCCAGUGCUCGCCAUCGAUCAGCUCGUCGCCGAGCUCGAACUCAACACCGAUCAGGUCUGUCGAGCUUCAGCUUGAGAUACACUGGAGACUUUUUCAGAGGAUUUUGCAAUUUUUAAUGAUAGGAGUUUAAGCUAGUUAUUUUACAGCGCUGGGGAAAAUUUUUAGUGGCCACUAUAGAAGCUCGCCAACUACUUGUAGAGGACACUAAAGUGACCACUAAACCCACCUCUAUAGUGGCCACUAUUUUCCGUUUUAGUGGCAACUUCAGUAGUUUUUCAUCCAGUAUUUCUUCCAGUAACUCUGAUUUUUCAAAACAAACAGAUUGGACCAGUUAUGUUGAUUCAUUGAUCCCUAAAGGGACCACUAAACAUUUCAGUGGUUUAGUAGGAGCACUUAGACCUCUAUAGUGGCCACUAAAUUUUAACUCCUUAAGUGGCCAUUAAUCUGACUGCUAAAGUGGUCACUAAAACGUCAAAACCCUAUAGUGGCCACUAAAAAUUUUCCCAGUAGCUGAAUAAGGUUUUUCGGUUAUAAACAGAAGCUUUUGUACUUUUUGACACCUGACUUAUCUUGUUACCUCGAGAGAUGGUAAACGAAUUGAAAAAAAAACGGCGUUGUCUUAAAAAUGCAUGACCAAUGAUUUUUCAGCCAAUGUCGGCGUCCGACAAGCGCAUGUCCUUCCCCACCACCUUGACCAGCCGUUGCGCCGCCCACAUCGCCGUCCCGCAGCAACAGCAGCAGAGCAACGACUACGAGCAACCGACCAGACAGCGUGCAGAGCUUCGCGCGGCUCCGGCACGAGCUCGUGCUCAAGGGUAAGCAACUGCAGGGGUAGAUGUAGUUUUUCAUGCUAAUUCCGAAUGUAUCCCCAAAAGUUGCCACUGAGAUCUGUGAAGAAAGUUACGGGCUCUCAAAAGUCGAAAAAAGUGAUUUAGCUAUUUUAUUUCCAGCUUCUUCGCGCCAACGAACGCCCAGGCUCUGAACAACAACUCCCAGUCUCAACUGUACGCUCAGCCACAGCGACCUGCCAACCGGCAGCAGAAGUCGUUAGACGAGGUGACGACGAUGUUGAACAACGUCGUCAACCAGUUCAGCCAGCAACACAAACCUGUUCGAAAACAGACGAGUUGGUGUUUAUGCGAAGUACACGGGUCAAAUACAAGUGACCUUUUAAGGACCUUGAAAGAAGAAAAACGCUUUUUUGUUAGUGGAAGAAAAUGUAAAACCAAAAAUGAAGGGGGCGUGGUUAAGACCUCCGCCGUUCCCAUGUGACGUCAUGAGAAACAAGCGUCAACAACAGGGAAUAUUAAAGGCGCAUGUUCAAUGGGUCAUGAGACGAAUCUAUUUCUCAUUUUAAAAAAUCGCAAUUUUUUUAUUUUAUUUUUUUUAAAGCACGUCCCAUGGUCAAAGUAAUUCCGCGAAGUUCAAAAUAGCCGUCUGUGCGAGAGCGGCGCAGUGCAUGCACACGACACACUGCACUAUACGGAAAAUAUAGGGGCAGGACGUCGUCAAAAAAAGUGUCCAAGCUAUUUUUUUCAUUUUUUCAAGGAAGGGCGUCUUUUUUUUCUAACAUAUUUUAUCUCCUUAAAAGGGAUCUCAUAAAAAGUCAUAUAAGGGUACUGGAAGGGCCUUUUAAAAUCUCCUUUUCAGGUAUUAUUGAACUUUUCUCGUUGAAAACUGCAUCCUGAGAAUAUAAGAAACAUUUUCUGCCUUCAGGCCAGCCCUUCAACGCCCUACACGGGCAGGCCGGGCAAUCGAACGCCUUUGAAACCAUCAACCAGGAGAAGAUCAACCCGAGCCGCGUCGAGGCCAUGCACAACAUGUUCGAGAAGAACACCGGUUCGCUCUUCGGCUUAUUCAAAAAUUUAACAAGUCGAAAUUGAGUGGCUCAUUCACAAAAACUUGUUGAGAUCUUUAAAUGAUAGUCGGAAUGGAGAAAGGUCCUAUAAGGAGGUCAUUUUAGUUCAGAAAUUUGUGAAAAUUGACCAGAAUACUCCUUGAUCUACCUGAUGAAGAUCCUGAAAGUCUCAACCUACAAAAAUUUCUAGUUUUCGAAAAAUGGCGGCUCAAAGCCUCAAAAUGGCCUAUUUUUAUGGAUUUUGUGGUCUUUCUUUGACUAUGGGGCGUUUUUUCUGGUUAAGACUUUCAGUAUCUUUCUCUUCAAAAUGGCUUAUUUUUGCGGGCUUUGAUGGUUUUUCGGAUUCUAAGGCGCUCCUUUUCUAGAAGUAUGAUUUUGGGCAGGUUGAGGCUCUCAGGAACCGCACCUCAGAGAGUUUUGAACAAUUUUCAGAAGAAUUUCUAACUGAAUUGACCUUCUUUGUGUGUAUUUCCAGUGUUCCAGCAAGUUUUUGUGAAUCUACAUUAACUUUUCUACAACAUCCAUCUAUAACUUAGUAAACGGUGAAUUCAGAGUGCUGAGCGGCUACAAACGCCUCACCCCACUCGAUAAAAAUCACUGUGAGAAAAAGCUCGCGUUGUAGUUCCUCCUCACGUAGCCGUUAGUCUGACUAAUCGAGAGGCUUUUGUAUAGUCUGUGUGCCAAGACUUGAAAUUUCACCGAACGACAUUCCGCUGUGCCGCUGCGUGCGUUCGCGAAGCGUCUUUCGAAUCUAGGUCACGCUUUUUUUUUGAUUGUUAUCGCUGUGGGAGGACAUGAAAGUAGAGUAACUUAAUAAAAGAUAAAAGAAAUUAAAAGCGACCAAGGUUGGCAAAGGCGCGCAGCGGCACAGCGGAAUGUCGUUUAGGUAAAUUUCAAGUCGUGGUACACAUGCUAUAGUUUUCUUCUCAUAGAAACUAUCGUUUUCUGUUAUGUUUCUUUUUUUUCCCCGUUUCUCUUAAAAGAGAUGGAAAUUCAGUCCCGACCUCCUGGAAGAUGCAACAUCCUCAACCCUACAAAUCGCCGUCCAAAGAGGAGGAAACCUACUACGAGAUCAACGAGUUCUCCUCCAAGCCUUACAAGGUCGGAGAGUUUUGAGUUCUAAUAGAAACUUGUAUUUUUCGAAAAAAUUUAUUGUGCUCUUUUUGUCCACAGAAGCGUGAAGAGCAUUGAAAAAAAACCCUAGUUUUGAAAUUUCACUAGGCGAUGACCUUAAAAGGCGAGUUUUUUCAGCCCCGCGCUCAAAUUUCCAGGGAAACUUUGUUGAAGCACACUUAGGGACCUCCUAUAUCCAGAAAAAAAAAGAAUUUUUGGCAAAUUUUGCCUUACAAUUGAGUUAAGGCGUUUCACAGUUCGAGAAUUUAACAAACUUUGGAAAAAAAGGGGUUUUUGAGGCGUUUUAGCCGUCAUAACUCUACUAUAAAGCGGAACCAAGCUCUAAAAAACUUUUUUAAAGCAAAGUUUCAUCAAAAAUUGAUCCGGGGUCAAGAGAACUUAUUUUAAAGACUUCUUAAAAGUUUUAUUUUUUUUUUCCUGUUCAUAGGCAAAGUCGGAAAAGGUGGAAAAGGCUGCAUAGAAAUGUUCCUUUUUUGCUGCCUUUUUGCGCUAUUUCAUCGGCUCUUUUGCACCAUUUCUUGAGCCUUUAAAAUCCAAAAAAAUGGAAGGCUCGAUAAAGGGGCUCUCUUUGCGGCUUUUUUGAGCCUCUCCUUUUUAAUGACCAUUAUUCACCAUUCCGACUUUGCCCGAGUUACGAAAUUCAAAAUUCGAAAUCGAUUACUUCAUUUCUGAACGUAUAAAACGUUUCAGAGAGUCUCACCACCGAAAGAAAUGCACGCGACUUCCCGCAAGUACUCUCCGUCGAGCGGCGGCGUCCCCCAACAAGCCUCCUACACAGUCCAACGGCAGCACCAUCAGCAGAACGAGGCGCCGGAGUACGUCCCAGCGGUCCCCCUCACCAACCCGCCACAACAUCCCCCUGGUCAGUGGCACCUUUCAUUAUCUUCAGCUUCAAGAAAAGUAGUUCGAACUUCGCAGUAGUAGAAAAGUUCACAAAGAGCCUUUCGAGCUCGGAAUUUUCUGAAAAUUUCCUAAAAUACUCUUUGAUGAGCUUUAGAAAAUCCCCCAAGAACUUUUAAAAUUUUCUUUUCUAUUGUAAAUCGAAUAAUAAGUUAGAAAUGUUUCUAGAAUAAUCCGACUUUUCUAAAAUUACGGAACCUUCAGAAAUGCCAGCCACUUACCACACGGCCCUGACCGGCUCUGCCAACUCAUCGCAGGGCGGUUACUAUUCUUCCAACAGUUCUGGUGUCGGAUCUUAUCCCCAGCAGGUCGGAUAUUUAUUUUUCGCCUUCUAAAGACUUUUCCAGAACCCUCGCCGAAGCUCGAUAAUCGAGCGACAGUCGGUCUCAUCCCGCGUCCCUUCGAUGGAAGACGACGACGACGGAUUCUAUGACAACAUCGGAAUUGUGAGUCAUAUCUUUAAAUUUCAGAGAACUCUCAACGAAAAAACCAUCAAAAUUUAAAAAAAAAAUUUUGCAAUGGUAAAAAUGAGCCUGAAAAAUCUGCCGACGGGUGGCGAAACUUAGAAACUCCAAAGUGGUCUCUAUAGGGGCAACCUUAGGGUAUCUGUAGGUUUACCCACCUCUAUAGGGGCCACUAACGCUAGCAAAGUGGUCCCUAUAGGGGUUUCAGUUAUGGGCCUUAAGCUUGAGCUUUAGGGGCUAAAGAGUCAGAUCGUAAACCCCUCUAGGGACCACCUUAAUUUUACCCCUAUGGGGAACCCUUCUCCGACCUCUAUAGGGGUUUUUCUUUCCCUUAAUCCCUAAAGAGACCACUUUAAAAUUCCUGAAAAGCUCGUUUUUCUGACCUGACCUGACGGCAUGCCAUAUUCACGCGUGAAAUUCGAUUUUCAGUUCGACGACCGCCGAUUCUCACGUGGAAGCGAGUUCGACGCCGCUUCGGUGUCUUCGCGGCAGCUUCCCCCCACGAACCACGGCAAAAACCGCAUCGGCUCUUUCCUACGCAAAAUCGGUGGCAGCAAUAACAGACCGCCCGGAAGUGCCGCCAGUCUCAUGUCUCUCAAUAAGGUUGAAAUUUUGAUUCAAGAUGAAGAGUCAUUUUAGUGUUUUUCUGGACAUUUUUUAGGAGUUUGCUCAAACUCUCAAUCACGAAAAUUAAGAAAGAAUGUAUUUAAAAGUUUGAAUCUAGAAUUCGCGAGGAAUUACCAGCCCAUUAAAAAUUCUUUGAGCACAUUUAUGAAAAAUGACGUGAAAAUAAUUUCACAAAAAGAACUUCAAACUGAAAAAGGAGUUUGCAGGUUGCAAAUGAGACAAUCGUCAAGCCAGCCGGCCUGAUGAAAAGCAACAGCUUGAGCACAGAGCCUUGGAAGAAACAUGUACUUGACACGGGACGUAGCUUGCCGAGAGAGGGUAACAAACUUCCAGAAAACUAAAAUAAUUUUUACUGAUUUAAGCGAACAACAACUCACAAAAGACGGGAUUGGGCGCCCGGUUGAAGAACUCGUUGUUCGGCUCCAAAAAACGCUUAAACGGAUAAAAUUAACAAAUUUUUCUUACGUAUUGCCAGAGAGAAAAGCCUUGAUUGCUCAGUUCUUGUGAUUUUGUUAUACUUUGCCUGAUUUUUUUUUGAUUGCCACCCCGUGAAAUUUCUGCAUUUAUACUUCUUACUAACAAAAAAUACAGCCCUGUUUUGACCUACAAUGUAGAAAAUAGAUUUAGUUUUUAUUUUUCUUUAAUGGAGCUUAUUUUUUUGGUUUCUACUUAUAAAUUUUUCCACCUAUCAUAUAGAAUUUUCUCCACUUUAAAAUAUUACACCGAAAUUUACAAACAAAAUUGGUUGUUAUCGUAUAAAAAACGCAAAAUAUAAAAUAAAAAUAUUCUGAUUUUUGUGAUGAUUUCAAGAGCCGGAAUUAAAGGCGCAUGUGAACAUUUACAGAGGAUUUUCAAAGGAGACUUCAUAUAUACGGUGGAUUUGAAGCUCCGCCUUCGACUCCUAAAUUUUUCUUUUUCAAGUUUUUUUCAAUUUUUCCGUGCAAGUUUUGUUGAGUUUUUCCAUUAUUUCAUUUAAUUAUGUUUUAGAAAUAUUCUUUUUACGUUAAGAGAGACUUCAUGCUCUAACUUGUCAAUGAAACUUCCAAUUUUUGACUUUUUUUGAGACCUCUUUUUUUCUUUGAAGUUUUUUUGGUUCUAGAAAAAGCAAUCAAACUUUGUUUGCCGAGAAGCCCUGGUUUUUCAGAGAAUCUUUCACCGCAAAUUUCGCAAUCACCAUGGAUGAUUGAAAAGGGCCGAAAAAAAUUUUUGAAAAAAACUAAAGAAAAUUUGGAUUUCGCGAAAUUACAAAGCCGAAUAUUAGUUUUUUUCAAAUUUUUGAAAGGUGAAAAUUUAACAAUCAAAAUCUGAAAAAAACGUAUCUGGAUUUUUGAUAUCUAAUUUUUUUACGAAUUUGGGAUGGCCGUGACCUGAAUGAUUUAAUUUUUUUAGAAAAAAAUAAAAAAAUCGCUAAUCGGAAGUCUAUAAGCUAAAAAAAUGUUCCUGUCAUAAAACUAUGUAAAUUGUUAAACGGAUCCGAUUUUUCCAAAUGUAUAAAUUCGUUGUCAUUGAAAUUUUUUUGAAAAGUAUCUUAAUGAUGUCAAAAUGAAUCUUGAAGUUAAAAAAAUUAUCUAGAGCAAUUUUAAUAAAGGUCUUCAGUUUUCUUUGUGGUUUUUCACCAUAGUUGUAUCUGAAAAUUGAACGCGCUAUAUCAUAAUAUACUUUAUGUCUUUUUUUCUUUUGAUUAUCAUUUUUCCAUAUUAAUUUCAGGUAAUGGCUCCGCAAACGAAAAAAAGUUGGCUAAAGAGUCCAAGAGCAAAAUUUCAAAAGCGUUGAACGCGAAGAAACAAUCGGUCCGCGGCAACACUGUCACUAAAAAAAGAAGGUCCGAACGAACGUCCGCUUCCAUCGUCCCAGUACCUUGAAGCUUGCUCGUUCACCAAGGUUUCUUCUUACGAAAUUUUUGUUUAACCUCAUUGAUUUUUUUCUAUAAAAAAAUUUAUUUUUGAAUCUAGGCUCUAUUAGUUGAAAACUUGUUUUUGGUUUCUUCAAGUAAAAACAGCCACAAACAAUAUGACAAAAAAAUCUGAUAAAACUUGUUAUGGACUCAAAAAUUUUUUUGGUAAAUUUUUUUGAUGAAUGAAAAAUUGAAAACUGAAGUGUCUUUUUGUUAUAAACAAAGUUUGCAGGUUUCCGCGAGUUUUCGGCUCCAGGUCGCAACAGGUUGGAUGCUUUCACCAUCAUCAAGCACCCACAUACCACCGAAAGCGCAAUGAAGAAAAUUGAAGACCACAAUACAUUGGUCUUCAUUGUUGAUGAACGCGCCAACAAACACGACAUUAAGAGAGCUGUCAAGAAACUUUACAACGUUCGAGCUAUGAAGGUACGAUUUCUUUAUUAACCUGUGUGAAUAAUCUCGAUUUCAAAGUUUGAAGUAUUAUCUUUUUUUUUCGUAGAAACCACAAAUUCGUUGUCGUUAGAAAUUUUGAUGAUGUGCUAAACUUCAUUCCCCGAAAUCCGAAAUAGAAGACGGAAAAAAAAGUUCCCAAAUUUUGGAGAGUCAGAGCUGACUCCGCGAAAAUUUUUUUGAGCACGUCAUUAAAAUAUCUCGCGCCAAGUCGUUCCGCUCUGAAAUAUUUUUUUUUCGUUUGGGUCUGAGUUUUCGCAAAUUCUCCGAAAGAACAAUCUUCUGUUUACUUUAACAAGUUUUCAAAGCGGGACCUUUUUAACCUCUCUUGUCAAUUUUGAUACGCUUAUUGAUUUUUCAAAACUUAUGAAACUCUUUUCAUAGAAGUUGAAAUUUCAGGUCAACACCUUGAUUACUCCCCUUCACAAGAAGAAAGCUUACGUUCGUCUGUCUCCUGAUUACGACGCGCUCGAUGUUGCCAACAGAAUCGGUGUGAUUUAA
Caenorhabditis auriculariae is the source of this 62359-nucleotide messenger RNA. The record is from the annotation of a GenBank genome assembly. Lineage: Eukaryota; Metazoa; Nematoda; Chromadorea; Rhabditida; Rhabditidae.